Messenger RNA from Coregonus sp. 'balchen', 45607 nucleotides. The record is from the annotation of a GenBank genome assembly. Lineage: Eukaryota; Metazoa; Chordata; Actinopteri; Salmoniformes; Salmonidae.
GCGUUUGGGAAUGCCAAGACGGCCCACAACAACAACUCCAGCCGCUUUGGGAAGUUCAUCCAGGUCAACUACUUGGAGAGCGGGGUGGUGAGAGGGUGAGUACUGACCGCUAGCCCACACUGUGUGUUGUGAUGACACACACUCAAUCCUCUUGUAUGCAGGUACACUACCGGUCAAAAGUUUUAGAACACCUACUCAUUCAAGGGUUUUUCUUUAUUUUUACUAUUUUCUACAUUGUAGAAUAAUAGUGAAGACAUCAAACCUAUGAAAUAACACAUAUGGAAUCAUGUAGUAACCAAAAAAGUGUUAAACAAAUCAAAAUACAUUUUAUAUUUGAGAUUCUUUGCCUUGAUGACUAGCAGAAACCUCCAUGACAGCAGACAGCCGCUGUUACUUCCAUCAUACCAUACAAGGCUAGUGAGAAGUGGAUUAGUAGUGUCUUAGGUUGUUUCUGUUUGAGGCCUGCAGGCCCACGUUAAAGCACAGCCUCCUUCCUCUCUCUGCCUACAGUCAUUCUGGUUACCGCCUGCGUCACACUGCUCUGCUCUUUCAUUUCCUCUCUAACAGAGGAAGAGUGUGCUGCUGAAGAUAUUACAAAUGAAACAUGAGCUGUGAGCGCUCUCGCUGUUACAAGACAAGAGCUUACAAUACAGUAUAGACAAGACCCAUUGAUUCACAACCUGAUUAGUAGGUCCUAAAACAUUGCCUGGCUACCCAAACUCCUUGCUCGGGCCAAACGCUACACCACGCCCACAGACGUUAGUUUCUUCUCUGCAAUGAGUCUGGAUCUGAGUACCCCCCCGAUGAUUUCUAGAACACAAGCACAUUCUAACCGUUCUGAUUGGUCCCUGAAACCAAUGGGUUGGGCCAGAGCCAGAAAACACGUGGGUAAAGCGGCGUUUUGAAAAUUCGUCAUUGGCUUUGAUACGCUGAUUGGUUAGAGAUGAUCCAAUCACUGAUGACUUUGUUUUGUACAACGCCCCCCAUUUUGACAUCACCAGGUUUUAUUAGUAUGUACGUGAUACGGAGUGGUAUACAUAAUCCAACGAAAUGCUUACUUGCAGGUUCCUUCUCGACAAUGCAACAACAAUAAGAAAUUAUAAAAGAUAAGAAUACGAACGUAAAGUAAUUAGCUCAGUAAAAUUGAAUAUCAUUUUUAGCAUAAGUAUAAUAAAAGAAGGCACAAUUUAUAGUCCAAUAUUUACACGUGUAUUGGGGAAGGGGGUGGAUGGGGGGCAGUGUAUAAACUGAUCAGUAUAAUAAGAGUCUGGUAGCAGCAGUUGUGGUGUGUGUGUAGCAUGAAUGUAUAAUGUCUGUGUGGGUGUGUGCUACGGUGAGGAGAAUCAGAGCAUGUGGUCAGUUCAGUUCAAGUGUUCAGCAGUUUGAUGGCUUGUAGAUGCCAACAGCCUCAGAGACAGUUUCUAUCAGACCUCAUGCUCCGAUACCGUCUGCCUGACGGUAAGGAAGAGAACAGCUCGUUGCUGGGGUGUGUGGGGUCCUUGAUGAUGCUGCGUGCCAGUGAUGUACUGGGCCUUGCGUUCGUGGACGGAGCAAAUCCCAUACCAGGCCAUGAUGCAACCGGUCAGGACAUUUUACAUUUACAUUUACAUUUUAGUCAUUUAGCAGACGCUCUUAUCCAGAGCGACUUACAGUUAGUGAGUGCAUACAUAAUUUUUUUAUUUUUUCAUACUGGCCCCCCGUGGGAAUCGAACCCACAACCCUGGCGUUGCAAACGCCAUGCUCCAACUGAGCUACAUCCCUGGACGCUUUUGAUGGUGCAACAGUAGUAUUUGGAGAGGACCCUGGGCGGCAUGACGAGUGGUGGUGGUGCCCUCUUGACAAGUUCUCGGUGAUGUGGACGCAGAGAAACUUAUAACUCGUGACUCUCAAAUUGGAGUGGGUCCAGUGUGCCUGGCAUACUGGCCUUGGUGUGGGCCAUGACCAGCCUUUUGAAGCACUUCAUAAUGGCCGAGGUGAGAGCGACGGUGCAAUAGUCAUAUGAGCAUGUCACCUUAUUUUUUUUCUUGGGCACUGGGACAAUGGCAGUUGAGGACUACAGCCUGGGACAGGGACAGGUUGAGAUGUCUGAGAAGACGCCCGCCAGCUGGUCAGCACACACUGAGGACGCGGCCAGGGAUGCCAUCUGGGCCGGCAGCUAUGUGAGCAUUCACUCUUUUGAGAGUUUUCCUCACGUCGGCCUCGGAGAGCGAAAGCACCUGGUUGUCCGGAGCGGCAAGAGUCUUCCUGGAUGGCUCGGUAUUGUCUGCCUCGAAGUGAGCAUAAAAAAUGUUAAGCUUGUCUGAGAGUGAGGCGUUGGUGGGCACCGCACAGCUGGAUUUGCCCUUGAAGUCCUUGCCACGUGAUGCGAGUCUGAGUUUUCAAACAUCAAUUCAAGAGUCUGUAUUGUCUUUUUGCGUCCCUAAUGAAUUUGCGGAGCUCAUACCUGCUUGCCUUGUACGUGUUGCGCGCCACUGAGUCAUCGGGGUUCAUUCUGCUGACAUUGAAUGCUGCAGUACGGGCCCUCAGCAUUGUACGGAUAUCUCCGUUCAUCCAGGGUUUUUGGUUGGGGCUUGUCCGGAUUGUUAUUGUGGGUACAACAUCAUCAAUACAUUUCCUAAUGAAGCCUGUGACUGACAAUGUAUAUUCCUCAAUAUAGAUGGAUUAGUCCUGGGUGGAUGAAACUUUGAACAUAAAUAAUCAGUAUUCUCAAAACAAUCCUGCAGCACCACAAACGACUUAAACGAUGGCAGUCUCAGACUGAGGUAUGUAGCGAACAUAGAGCAGCGGAAGACUUCAGUUUGAGUUGUCAGGCAACCUAAAACAGGGACACAUCGCUUUUUAUUGAAUUGCUUAGCUUGAGAGGGGUCAAAGUAAUUGAAUAUCGAUGGCUGAAUGUUGCCAUUGAGACUUUAGUGGCUGAGCUGUAGUAGUAGUGCUGGUUGAGCUUGUUAUGCUUGUAGUGGAGCAUCUGUCAGUCAGAAGCCAUUGAUUACAGCAGGACAGUGCUGACAUUCUGCUGAGCAAAGGCUCGCUGUGCAGCAGAGAGUGGUGCAGCAAUGGAAAGCAGGCAAUGUUGGGCCAGUAAUCGGUUCGAAUCCCAAGCUGUCUAGGUGAAAAAUGUAACCCUAAUUGCUCCUGUAAGUCGCUCAUGAUAAGAGCCUCUGCUAAAUGACUAAAAAGGAAACCCUGGUUCUACCGCUCAGCGCCGCAUUAGUCUGGCUGGCUCACUGAGUCUAACUAGCUUUCACUGCCUGGGAUGGGAGAUACUCUCACUGUAGCAGAAUAUCGUGGUGAUACCUGGAGUGGCUUCUUAGUUUGAGGAUCUAUCCAGUAUCCAUAGUCUGGUCUUGAACUGUGUAUGUCCGACUAUCUGUGUCUCUGUCUGUAUCUGUCUGAGUGCGUGUCUGCAUUGGAUAUGGACCUUAUUGAUACAUAUAAUAUAUUAUAGGCACCAGCCCCUUGGCUUGGCUGUGUUAUUGCAAUAGUGCACCUUCUGGCCUGGCAUUGCUUUCUAUUAGAUCAGCUCUAUAAAGAGACAGAGGGCCAGUUAGUGAAGUUUCCAUGCCCAGCACUGGGUACUCUGCCUGCCUGAGCUACUCACAGCCCCUGUCAUCCUGUAUACAGUUGAAAAUGGCAGAUUAUGUCAUUGAUAAGUGCCUAAAUUGGAACACAGGGGCUGUACAGUAACAUACUAUACAUGAUGUCAGAGCUCAGGUUUUCCGACUCCACAGCGCUGUAUGGGUUUUGACUGACAGACGUUAUAAUCUUGAGCACUGCAUGCGACAGGAAGAUGCCACCAUCCCUCCCGCUAAUUGCGCUACUUUUGCACAUUUGUUGUUGUCUGAGUGAGGGAAAUGCUGUAAAUCGAGAGGAGUCGAUGUGUUCUGAAAGAUGAGACGUUGAAGAUUAUAAUAAAAACCACUUUGAUGUCGUACAAGCAAACCACACACCUAUAAGUCCAAAUGUGCACUUCACUUUUCCAUUUUCCAUUUACAGUAUCAGCGUUUAUGAUCGCUAUGUUUGCUCCACAGUUACAAGGAUGGCAUGGGUUAUACCCUGGGUUGUCCUGAACAGAAUGAGCCUAUGUUUGUUGUAUUGUGAAGAAAAGUAGCCGUGGAACACGCACCUGAAUGCACUCAUGACUCCAUUCUGUGCGCACCAAAAUUACAAUCUGUCUGAAGUGCCUUUUGAAAGCCUAACACUGUAUGAUCGUAUUUUAUAACUUAGCUAGCCAUGAUGCCUACCUGACCCAGAUUGUGAUUUAUAAUGGAAUGUUUUUGGAUUGCGUAAACAACAACAGCAAUUGUGUGAUGGUGGGGAUGCAGGGCUGUGUUCCAAACAAAAACCUACAAGUGUGCUUGCUUCAGUUCCUCAAUGGCAAAGCUGGAAGAUCAAAAAAAAAAAAGCACCUUUAUAGUUGAAGGCUCUUUCCUUGAAUCCUAAAAGUGCAUUGAAAUUACUUAGGAACUGUGCACAGUUUGGAGAGCUGUGUGGCCACCUGGAGACACCAGUUGGACCUCACUCAAACCUUUUGUAAUAAUCGUUUUUUAUUAUCUUGCACAUACCUCAAAAUGUCAAUGAAUACUUAUGUUACUGAAUGUAUACAGAGUAUUUUUUGAUUUUCGUUAUUGACAAAUGCUGUGAAAGUACAGUAAAUGUAAAAAUGCACAUAAAAUCAAGUGUAAUAUUUUAGAUUCUGUCUUGUCAGGUGAAGUGUUGUGUCCUUACCUUUUGGUCUAAUAAUUUUCCCAUAAUCUCCAAAGUGUUCCCUUUCAAUUGCUACCAUUGUAUUGUAUGCUUUUUAUAGUUCUUCUGUUAGAAACAUUUCAAUUUGGCCCUAUCCAUAUAGGCCAAUUUCCACGGGUGUAAGGGGUUAAUAUAUAAUAUAUAUAAUAUAUAUAAUAUACAAAGGAGAUGAUUGUGGACUACAGGAAAAAAAAGAGGACUGAGCACGCCCCCAUUCUCAUCGACGGGGCUGUAGUGGAACAGGUUGAGAGCUUCAAGUUCCUUGGUGUCCACAUCACCAACGAACUAUCAUGGUCCAAACACACCAAGACAGUCGUGAAGAGGGCACGACAAAGCCUAUUCCCCCUCAGGAGACUAAAAAGAUUUGGCAUGGGUCCUCAGAUCCUCAAAAAAUUCUACAGCUGCACCAUCGAGAGCAUCCUGACUGGUUGCAUCACCGCCUGGUAUGGCAACUGCUUGGCCUCUGACCGCAAGGCACUACAGAGGGUAGUGCGUACGGCCCAGUACAUCACUGGGGCAAAGCUCCCUGCCAUCCAGGACCUCUAUACCAGGCGGUGUCAGAGGAAGGCCCUCAAAAUUGUCAAAGACUCCAGUCACCCUAGUCAUAGACUGUUCUCUCUGCUACCGCACGGCAAGCGGUACCGGAGUGCCAAGUCUAGGUCCAAAAGACUUCUCAACAGCUUCUACCCCCAAGCCAUAAGACUCCUGAACAGCUAAUCAUGGCUACCCGGACUAUUUGCACUGCCCCCCCACCCCAUCCUUUUUACGCUGCUGCUACUCUGUUAAGUAUUUAUGCAUAGUCACUUUAACUCUACCCACAUGUACAUAUUACCUCAACUACCUCAACUAGCCGGUGCCCCCGCACAUUGACUAUGCAACGGUACCCCCCUGUAUAUAUAGCCUCCCUACUGUCACUUUAUUCUAUUGUAUAUAUAGCCUCCCUACUGUCACUUUAUUUUUUACUUCUGCUCUUUUUUUCUCAACACUUUUUUGUUGUUGUUUUAUUCUUACUUUUUUGUUUAAAAUAAAUGCACUGUUGGUUAAGGGCUGUAAGUAAGCAUUUCACUGUAAUGUCUGCACCUGUUGUAUUCGGCGCAUGUGAGCAAUAAAAUUUGAUUUGAUUUGAUUUGAUUUUAUACACACACCACUCAGCCAUCGCCCUGACACUCUAUUUUUAGGGUGUCAACAAACAAAGAUUAGCUUAAUAUUGUUUUCCUCGUGCCUGAAAAAUUAAAUUAGCUCAGUUUAAACUGUUGAUCAUAGUGGCUGUGUUGCUGGACAUUAACAUGACUAUGCACCAGGCUGAGGCUGUCCAUAUCUGGACUCGUUGUUCAACUCUUUAUUGUUCCACUGACCAUCUGCCUUUGCUUCCCCUCCUCCUCAGUCACUACCAUCCCACUUUCACUUAUACGACCCCUACUCAUAGACGUGCACACACACACACACACACACACACACACACGAGACCCUCAAUAGACACACAGCCAAGUGAAAGGACCAGACUAACUCCAGUGUUACUUGAUUGAUGUUUUCAUUCUCUCUCUCUCUCUUUCUUUCUCUCUCUCUCUCUCCCCCCUCCCCGUCUCCCUCAUUCUCAGGGCAAUUGUGGAGAAGUAUCUCCUGGAGAAGUCUCGUCUGGUCUCCAGAGAGAAGAAUGAGAGGUAAAGGGCAACAGCAGGGGUCAUAAUCUUUGAUCUCAGUGACCCGUGGAGGCCCUCUGUACAAACAGAGGGAGAAUCCCCUGGGUGUCUUUGAUAUUCAGUUAACAUGCCAUGUCCAAGGGUGACUCUCGGACCUAGACACAUAAUUAACUUUCUCCCCAGCCUGAAUAUGUACCAAAGAGUUGCAUCAAUAUGGGACCUGAUACUUAUUUCUUUCAGGAAUAAAUAUUUAAUUUAUAAUUUAUUUACCCAUGAUGAGGACCGUAGUCCUACUAUUUCUACUACAAAUGCCCUGGUUGGGGUUGGCAUAGCCUAUAAACAGAAUGAACCCUUGUUCUCACUAGAUGUAGUAUUAUAUUGUCAUGUACUACUCAUGUUGUUACUCAUAUACCAACAUGUGUCUGUUGAAAUGGAUCACCUCUGUUUGCCUAUGAGUCUGCCUGUGUCUGUGAUGUCAGCGAGACUCCGUAGUAAACAUGGAAAGUCAUUACGCCCGUGUGUUUUUACAACAAUGCAAGCCGACCGGCCACCUGAUAACAAGACUGGAAAAACUGAUAGCAGCAUUCACGCUCAUUACUAGACUGGCACGUUAUAGACACAGAGUCAAUGUUGGGUCGGGAAAAAAGUACUACCAUAGUGUUGACUUCUGAUUGCCUUUAUUUCACUAUAAAAGAAGCCCCUUUUAAAUAAAUAAAUGAUUUAUUCUUGCCACCUAAAAAUAUAUAACCUUCACUCCACCAAAUAACAAAGCGAAACAAAUAACAAACGCGAAAACCACACUGUAUCCACACACAAAACACAUUUUACUGAACACACUAAACAUUGUUUUGUGUCCCUGUAGGAACUACCAUGUGUUUUACUAUCUGCUGGUGGGAGCGUCAGAGGAGGAGCGCAAGGAGUUCAAACUGCUGCAGCCUGAAGAUUACCUCUACCUCAAGCAGGUACCAUACACACACACACACACACACACACACACACACACACACACCACGGAGGUAAUGGCUGGAGCGGAAUAAGUGGAACGGUAUCAACAACAUGGUUUCCAUGUAUUUGAUGCCAUUCCAUUUGCUCCGUUCCAGCCAUUAUUAUGAGCCGUCCUCCCCUCUGCAGCCUCCACUGUUGCGCGCACACACUGGAUAUACAUACUCUACACAACCCCUGUUUUUCUUAGCACAGUACGCAUAUUUCUCUACCUCAAGCAGUAUAUAUCCAUUUACUGUACUAUCUCCUACUAAAUCUAGAGCCACAUCCCCAUUAGUUUAUCCCUUAUGUACCCUUAGCUGGUUUUCUGCUGUAUUCUCUUGUGUAAGGUACCUUGAUUCUCUUCCUCUACCAGAUGCCCUUGAAUAAAUUUUGAAUAUAAUCCUUUGUACCCUGAUUCUCAUUAUAUUCAUGGGUUCUGUGUGUCAUAAUCAUCUUUUUCCAUGUACUUGGAUUGGCUCAAGGUAACAUUUCCCAUCGGAUUCAGUGGUAGUAAACCUGGUAUGCGGUGUCAUUGUCAUGCAGUGAAUGGCCUGCAUAUGCUCUCAGUUCUCCCAGUUUCCUGCCCAUACGUGCAGUGCAUGUUAAUGAAACCCCCCCCCCCCCCCCCCCCCCCUCCUCUCCCCAUUCUCCUCUCCCUCUCUCUGUGCAGCAAAACUUUAAGAUAGAAGAUGUAGAAGACCUGCGUCAUGAAUUUGAGAGGCUGCAGCAGGCCAUGGAGAUGGUGGGCUUCCUGUCUGCCACUAAGAAACAGUGAGUGAACAUGCCAUGGGCAGUCAAUCUACACUACUUCUACACACCAUUCCAUCCCUUAAAUGGCUGCCUAAAAGGCAAAUAGGUCAUAUAGAUUUGCAUAUACUGUAGUCUGUUGGCAUUACUUGGAUCCACUUGAAUCUCCUGCACAAUGUACAGCUCAGCAAACGUAGCCAGACAACCCUUUCCUCUGAUGCAGUUGUUCCAGUAGUUGGCAGUGAUGUGCAUCCAAUAUGGCAGAACAGUAGACAUGCUGUAGAAGGAGGGCCUGUUCUAUUCAUUGUGAUUCUAUGAUAAUGACGCUUGUCUGUCUGCUGCAGGAUCUUCUCUGUGCUGUCGGCCAUCUUGUACCUUGGCAACGUGACGUACAGGAGGAAGUCUACAGGCCGAGACGAGGGACUGGACGUGGGACCACCGGAAGUCCUGGCUACCCUCUCAGACCUGCUCAAGGUAACAAUGGUUCUGCUCUGCUGCUCUAGUCUACACAUCAAUGAACGAGUAGUCUUUACUCAAUAUGUGUGGGGACUUUGGUCCCAGCCCAGACCUAACACUGAUUCAGCAAAAAAAUCAUAUUGAUGAAUUUGGGGAGCCUGCGUCUCAGUGUAGGAGUUCUGAUCUAGGAUCAGGCCCCUUGUUUAUUUAUGAUGAUCUAAAAGGACAAACUGAUCCUAGAUCAGCACUCCUGCUCCAAGGAGACAAGGGUGUUAAAACGGGCUCAGGAGUAUUAGUGGUCCACUGAGACAAAUGAAGUUGUGGUCCUCUGUAGCUCAGCUGGUAGAGCACGGCGCUUGUAACGCCAAGGUAGUGGGUUCGAUCCCCGGGACCACCCAUACACAAAAAAAAAAUGUAUGCACGCAUGACUGUAAGUCGCUUUGGAUAAAAGCGUCUGCUAAAUGGCAUAUUAUUAUUAUUAUUAUUAUUAUUAUUAUUAUUAUUAUUAUUAUUAAGUUGAGUUUAAAGCAUUGUAAUAACCUAAACAUGUGGCUAGGUAUCUGUUUCAUCAUAACUUUGUGGUCCUCUGUAGCUCAGCUGGUAGAGCACGGCGCUUGUAACGCCAAGGUAGUGGGUUCGAUCCCCGGGACCACCCAUACACAAAAAAAUGUAUGCACGCAUGACUGUAAGUCGCUUUGGAUAAAAGCGUCUGCUAAAUGGCAUAUUAUUAUUAUUAUUAACUAACAUCCCCAAACAGUGAGUGUAUACUAUUAUUGUCCACUGAAGAUUUACAUUUUACAUUUACGUCAUUUAGCAGACGCUCUUAUCCAGAGCGACUUACAGUUAGUGGAUACAUUAUUUUUUUUAUUUUCAUACUGGCCCCCCCGUGGUUCUCCCCAAUGAUUAUACAGGAUGCCUCCUCUCCACUAAAUUAAUGUAUUUUUAAUGUCGCAAGCCUUGAGAAUUGUGAGUGUAACAUCUCUCUCUGUGUGUGUGUGUGUGUGUGUGUGUGUGUGUGUGUGUGUGUGUGUGUGUGUGUGUGACCUCCCAGGUGAAAGAGGAGUUGCUGGUCGAGGCGCUGACUAAGAGGAAAACGGUGACAGUCAAUGACAAGCUGAUUCUGCCCUACAGCCACAGUGAGGUAGGCAACCAUCGACCGAUAUUCAGGGCCUAUCAUUAUCUUGCUGGGUUUAUUCCCCAGGAUAAUUGUGUCAUGUGUUUGUCUCCUCCUUUUCCCUGUGUGUCUGUCUCCUCCCUCGGUCUCAUCUGUCUGUUUGUCUUUACUCCCAUUCACCCCCCCCCCCCCCCCCCAUCUGUAAUUAUCUCUCUAUCUCAUUCUGUUUCUCAGGCCAUCACUGCGAGAGACUCCAUGGCCAAGUCUCUGUACAGUGCCCUGUUCAACUGGAUUGUCCUGCGCAUCAAUCAUGCACUGCUCAACAAGAAAGACAUGGAGGAAUCUGUCCCGGUGAGAGAGAGAACACACACACACAACAGAACAGACCUAGGAAUGCAGCUCAAGAGUUCCCCCCUCCAUGUUUCGGCAUCGUCAAGGCCAGACAUGUCGGCAGAUCCCCAGAAAUAACUACGCAAUGAACUAUAAAAAAAAAUGAACUAACCAGAGCUCUAGUAUUUCUAACUGACCUACUGUAUGUCUUUUUUCUGUUCCAGUGUUUGUCAAUAGGGGUCCUGGAUAUAUUUGGCUUUGAGGACUUUGAGACCAACAGCUUUGAGCAGUUCUGUAUCAACUAUGCAAACGAGCAGCUUCAGUAUUACUUCAACCAGCACAUCUUCAAACUUGAGCAGGUGAGUUGGCCCUGGGUGCCUCUCAUUGAAAUAUAAUCUAUGUCAUUCUAUUUCUAUGGUGCCUCUCUGUAAAGACAGUAUAACAGCCCUGAUCCUAUGUCUUGAUCCUAUGGGAGACCCGUGGGGCUGCGCACAAAUGGCCCAGCGUCGUCCAGGGUAGGGGAGGGAAUGGCCGGCAGAGAUGUAGCUCUGGGUUCGAUUCCAGUAUGAAAAACAUAAAAAAUAAUGUAUGCACUCUGGAUAAGAGCGUCUGCUAAAUGACUAAAAUGUAAAUGUCUUUAACUCUGACCGUGUUAUUGGUCCAUUGCAGGAGGAGUACCAGGCGGAGGGCAUCACCUGGCACAACAUAGACUACACUGACAACGUGGGCUGCAUCCACCUCAUCAGCAAGAAGCCCACUGGUCUCCUGUACCUACUGGACGAGGAGAGCAAGUAAGGACUUCAAGCCUUUUUUCCAUAUUCCACAAAAGGGGAUCGUUCACCCAAAACUCAUUGAUCUUCAUGGGCCAGAAGUGACUGCAGCCUAAACAUUUGCUUUGCUUUGCUACAUAGUUGUCUAGAAGCGGCAAUAAUGUACAUUUUAGAUGAGAUGCAGGUUGAAACGGUAUACGUCUCCUCCCUCUGCUCUCCUCCUCUCACGCUCUCUCCCUCGCUCCAGCUUCCCCCACGCCACUGAUAAGACCCUGCUGGCCAAGUUUAAGCAGCAGCACCAGGAGAAUAAGUACUUUGUGCCCACGCCUGUGAUGGAGCCUGCCUUCGUCAUCCACCACUUUGCUGGGAAAGUCAAAUACCAGAUCAAGGUAGGGAUGGAUGGACCCCCACCCACCAACAUGGUCACAGACUCCCUGUUUACUAUCAUGUAAUGUCUAGGGGGUUGAGGGAGGUUUCUUGCAUUUGUGUAACUGUUCAUUGUUAUUGACAUCAUCUAAUUAUUGUUCAGUGUAUUAAUAAUCUUAGCGGCGACUCUAAAAUGGCCUCAACAUGCUAACCGUCUCCUGUGACUCUCUCCUGGCAGGACUUCCGGGAGAAGAACACGGACCACAUGCGUCCGGACAUUGUGGCUCUACUGCGCAGCAGUGACCGGGCCUACGUGCGUCAGCUGAUCGGGAUGGACCCUGUGGCCAUGUUCCGCUGGGGCAUCCUGCGAGCCACCAUCAGGGGAAUGGCUGCCUUCAACGAGGCUGGACGCCGUUGGGCCGCCAAGACCGCAGGUACAUAUACACCUGGAGCAGUAGUACAAUACAGGUACAUAUACACCUGGAGCAGUAGUACAAUACAGGUACAUAUACACCUGGAGCAGUAGUACAAUACAGGUACAUAUACACCUGGAGCAGUAGUACAAUACAGGUACAUAUACACCUGGCGCAGUAGUACAAUACAGGUACAUAUACACCUGGAGCAGUAAUACAAUGGGCAGCUGAUUGUAUAGGUAUACACAUGCUUUAGACACCAUAGGAGUCUAAAGCCAUGUCUCAGAGUUAGAACUGUACCCAUACACAGUAACCAACAAUUGCAGUAGGCUUACUUGUUUGCUUAUUUCGUUUAGCAGGGCUGGGGGGGGAAACGUGAGGCUUUUGAAAUGUCAGGUUUUUCCCUGCAAGCCUCAGUCAUUAUCCGCUAGAUAAUUUUUGUUGUGUUGACUAGAUGAGAAAAGUGGCCCAUUGACGUAAGAGGCUAUUUUAAUAGGGAUUAAUGGGAUUAAAUAAAAUAAAGGAAAAACAAAGCAGGGAAAUGGCCCCUGGAAGGACUCAACUGGAUUAUUCUGCUGUUUUUUGACAAGCAGGAGUCAUGCGGUGCACUCUUUUGUCCUCGUAGAACCUCUAGGCAUCUAAUCUAAUGAUGUGUGUGUCUGUGCAUUUAUGUCUGUGUGUGUUUGACAGGUGUGCAGCGCACCACUUCCAGGACUCUUUUGGGGGAGCUGCAGAGGUCCAACACGCCUGUAGAAAGGAUGUACCGGUAAGGCCCAGGUCCUCUGACAGAGGGACACACAGGGAAGGAGGGAAACGACAUUUGGCCCAAUAUCCACAUUUCCAUACCACUUAGAAAGAAGUGAUGUAUUGGCCAUGCAUAGGGCCCUCGUGUAUUUUUCCUGUCAGGUCACAUGGUCACAAAAAAUGUCUGUCCCUAGCCAUGCAUACUAGAUAGGAUGUUAUUGUGGAAAUUGAGACAUACUCUGGGAGUGUUGUGAAAUGGGCCAUCUUCCUCUCCUCCACUGUUGUUUUGGGUGUGAUGUCGUGAUUGACAGAUGGGUCUUUCUCUCCCCUGAGGCACACGGCAGGUGUUCAGUCAUUAUAAUCCACCAGAGCGCCUGUGGAGCAAAAGCCCAAGGACAAUGCCUCAAUCUUCUAUCAGAAAUCCACUUUAAAUGCACAACCUGACUACCUUGAUCCAAGACCAAGUCAUCUCAUUGAAUCUAUACUAUACAGACAAAAGAUUGUAUUUAGGAUUAACCAGAAUAACUUAAAUCAGUUUGCCAUACAAUAACAAGCCCCUUACUAGUCCCUGAUUGGGGCCCUCUCACAGAGAACACAUUGUGAUUUGUGGAUUUGGUCAUCAAUCACAUUUGACAUCACAAGGUCUUUUAAGAAAUCCAUUUGUCACAAAGAUGACAAAUGAAAGGGUGAGCAUCCGUACUGUGGGAUGCGUGUCGCUGCACCUAGGAUGACAUGAAACAGGAUUAGACAUUGAUAUCAUGAUUAUGAAUCACAAGAUUGUUCAGGAAGUGUAUCUGUACUUGGAGCCAAAUGAAUCUCCCACUAGGCCCCCAGUAAAUGGAACUGAAUGAAACUAUUGAAACAGUUGGCUCCCAUGUGUGCUUCCUAAUCUCUUGUAUGACAUAAGCUCUGUCAUAUCCAUAGAAAUAGAAUAAUAUCUCUGGUGGAAUGAAUCCUCCUUCAUCUCAUCCUGGCCCCUGCGUUGUUUCCCCUGCCCCUGGGUGACCCCGUGUGCUGUUCUCUUCCCUCAACAGACGGGCUUCUAUGCUCGAUUUCUACUUUGAUCACUCUGACGAGCGCCCACUAGAGGCCUUCGAAGACAUCUUUGCUAGCUAUGAGAGUAAGAAGUAAGUGGACUGGAGGAGAGCAGGAGGAAGGAUGGAGGGAGGUCAAGCAGGAGGAAGGAUGGAGGGAGGUCAAGCAGGAGGAAGGGACAGUAUUGUUUUUAUGGGCAGUUAGUCUCUGGCUCAUUCCCGCUCUGAGUUUGCUCAUAUUCAUAAUGUCAGCGAUACACAAGACACUCUACGUCAUGAAGGCUUGCAGCAGGCAUAGGUUUCUUUAGUUUGCAAAGGAAGUCCUAAUAUGAAACGUGCAGAGUCAGACUACAGAAAUAGACUUCAUAGAAACAUCAAACACAUAAAACAUUUUCCUUUCUAAUUAUCAACGAUUCGUUCUUAUUCUCUUCCCCCUUUCUAGCCCUGUAUUUUCCACCACAUUGCUCUCUUUACUCUCUCCCCCUCUUUCGCUCUCUCUGUUUCUCUCUCCAACUCUCAGCCACGGUAAUCUGUCUCUUCACCCUGGUUUAUUAUUGUUAAUGUAGAACACAGGAAGGUCUUAGUGCUGCCCUGGUCUGAUAAUCUACUGAUUACUGGGAGGAAACUGGAAAGUCUGUGCACACUAAAAUAUGGUAGUCCAGCAUUAAGUACAUAAUAAACAGUAGUAGUAAAGUUUUGUUAAUGAAACAGGUCAGGGAAAAUGCUAUACAUCUCAGGUCCUGGAAUAGUAGUGAUGAGGUAGGAAAUGUAAUAAACAAUUGCCUGUGGAGAAAGUUGAAUGCGUCAUUGUAGUUUCUAAAUGGACCAAAAGCCCCUGUUCUAAUAUGAGCAUUCUCUGAGAGGAACUGAGCAGUAGUGUGAAAACCACCCCUAGCUCCUUCCUUAGGCCCUACCCCUUAUGUGUUUGCAGAUAGGAUAGGUGUUAGUAAUAUGGGGAUAGCUCCACCUAGGCUUUUGAUUAGCUUAGGGGAGGUUCCUCCAUACUGUUUCCACCUAUCUGGUUCCUUCAGACCUCAAAAUACUGAAGACGUCAGGUCUAGGGGCUGUUUUUGGACUGGGCUAGUUUGUCUAUGGUACCUUUACUUAUGGCCCGUCCCUUCCUGCCUGACCUCCCUUGGUUUAUUGAUCAGAGUGGUAAGUACAGUAAUGCAUGGAUCCAGUUCUGAGUGCAGAGGAACAGCCAUCUUAACAACACCAGUCCUCCCCAGUUUACCAUCAGUAUAACACCAGUCCAAUGACCAAUCCCAGUCGCCAGCAGUGUAACACCAGCAUGGAGAAAAGAUGUCAACCACUGAAGCUUUGAUUCAGGAAUGCAUGCUCACAAUACUUACUUACAGGAGUAUGGUGUGUGAGAACAUCCACUCAAUGCACAACCUCUCGGUCUCUACACUUUCUACUGCAGCAAUAGCUGGGUGGUCUGAACUGAAGUGACAUUGUCCCACAUGUUAAACAGCAGUUUUACAUGCUCUCGAUUUCAGACCUCUAACUGUUCUGUGUGUGUGUUUCUCUUGGGAAGUGGGCGCUUUGGUGGUGGGGUGUUUUCUGUCUUUCGAGGUGUCCUAACAGCGGUGUUCCUACAUCCCCUGCCCUCCCCUUAUGCCCCGUGCCCAACCCCCCUUCCCCUCUCCUCCCCAUGUCUCCUACCCACCGUCGUCCUCACCCACUGUGGCCCUUGCUGGGUUGAAUCAGGGACAUGCAUGCCCAGAUAAUCAGUUCCAUUAAGGACUUGCAGCUGGACGGUGAGGACCCUCGCAAGCUGCUGCAGUCCUGGGGUCGCCUGCGGUUCCCUCGACACCUCCUUCAGUGAGUCUGUAGCCCUGGCCCCUUCCAGCUCAGUCCAGCCCAGCCCAGCUCGGUCUAGCAAGUCUAACCCUGCUUUAACAGUGUUCAACCUUAAUCCUCCUGGGGCAACAUUUUGUUCCAGCACUAGCACACCUGAUUUGACUACAAAAAAAUAAAUCCUAUUCCAAAACGGCAACAGAAUUAUGUCUUCACCUCACAUGGUUGUUAAAACUCUCAACCCGAGACAGACAGUUUAAGACACAGGCUAGGUAAUUAGCUGUUUGAGACCACACCUCACGAAAAAUGCACCUCCGAACAAAGAACUCCUCACAGGAAUCCUAGUUAUUUGCAGAAGGCUACCCAACAACACAAGGCUGCUCGUGAUAGUGGAAUGCAAGGCCCAGAGAGACUGGGUCCCAAUGUGAUGUUGAUUAGCAUGAAGCUGAUGCUGUAAUGCAACAAGGCUUUUGCCCAUAUGGGCUAUAAUGGAGAUGCAGAGGCCUUGAUGAAAGCUGAGGAUGCAAUGAUGGCUUGAAUAUCAGCUGCUGCAUGAACAAGGACAUUACUCACAUUAAUGCAUUGGCUUCUAGAUAAAACUGUGUAGGAAUGUGUCUAAAAGAAGUCUAAAAGAACGUAAAAAUGUGUUAUAAAUGAUAGUUUCUUUAACUUAUAUAGAACUAUAGUUGUUGGGUAUAGCCUAUGCAAGUAUUUUCAACACACAGUCAAGAAACAAAACAAAAGUUGACAAAGUGUUGUCGGCACGUAGCAACAGUUCCCAAGGCUGAUAUAAGGCUCAAUAUGUAGUGAUGAAAACAAGACGGGCUGGCUGAUUGGUUGGCUAGGUUCCCCCUUCCCUCCAUCCUUCAACCCCCCUCCUCCAUCAUCCCCCCCCCUCCCCAGCCCUUGUCAUCCCACCCAUACUCCAGGUGCAAGCCCUCACGCCUCACUGACUGAGCAUGACUUAACAUACUAACAACACGGCUUGCCCCUACACUCACCCGUAGACCUCCUCAGCGACGUCUCUGAGCUGAGCCUCUCUCACUGACCUAUCUCUCCCCCACAGGAAAAACAAGAACGCCAAGCAGAAACAGAUCAUACCCAAGGUAAACUUCAUACAUCAUACAUAUGCCAGCUAUGUGCACUCAUACAUUAAUAUAAUUUGAAAUAUAAACGUAAUAUACAAUCCGAGAUAUAUAUCUUGAAAUAUGAGAUCACGAAAUCAUCUGAUAGAAAAUGUUCCAUAUACACUCACCGGACAGUUUAUUAGGUACACCCAUCUAGUACCGGGUUGGAUCCCGCUUUUCCUCCAGAACAACCUGAAUUCUUCCGGGCAUGGAUUAUACAAGUCGAAAGCGUUCCACAGGAAUGUUGGUCUAUGAUGACGUGAUGGCAUCACGCAGUUGCUGCAGAUUGGACGGCGGUACACCACCGCCACCAGCCUGUACUGUUGACACCAGGUAGGAUGGGUCCCAUGGACUCAUGCUGCUUACGCUAACUCCUGACUCUGCCAUCAGAAUGACACAACAGGAACCGGAAUUCAUCGUACCAGGCAAUGUUUUUCCACUCCUCAAAUGUCCGGUGUUGGUGAUCGCGUGCCCACUGGAGCCACUUCUUGUGUUUUAUAAAAAUAUAAACGCAACAUGUAAAGUGUUGGUCCCAUCCAUGUUUCAUGAGCUCUGAAAGAAAAUAUCCCAGAGAUUUUCCAUAUUCACAAAAAGCGUAUUUCUCUCAAUUGUUUACAUCCCUGUUGGUGAGUAUUUCUCCUUUACCAAGAUAAUCCAUCCACCUGACAGGUGUGGCAUAUCAAGACAUGAUCAUUACACAGGUGAACCUUGUGCUGGGGACAAUAAAAGGCCACUAAAAUGUGCAAUUUUGUCACACUGUUGCCAGAGAAUUUGAUGUUAAUUUCUCUACGUCGUUUUAGAGAAUUUGGGAGUACAUCCGACUGGCCUCACAACCGCAGACCAUGUGUUUGGCGUCAUGUGGGCGAGCAGUUUGCUGAUGUCAACGUUGUGAACAGAGAGCACCAUGGUGGGGUUAUGGUAUGGGCAGGCAUAAGCUACGGACAACAAACACAAUUGCAUUUUAUUGAUGGCAAUUUGAAUGCAAAAAAAUACCGUGACGAGAUCCUGAGGCCCAUUGUGAGGCCCAUUUUUUAAAAAGGUAUCUGUGACCAACAGAUGCAUAUCUAUAUUCCCAGUCAUGUGAAAUCCAUAGAUUAGGACCUAAUAAAUGUAUUUCAAUAGACUGAUUUCCUCAUAUGAACUCUAACUCAGUAAAAUCUUUGAAAUGGUUGCAUUUAUAUUUUUGUUCAGUGUAUUUUCUGUGAAGGAAAACUAUAGUUGCACGUCCAUGAUCACUCUAUUGAAGUAAAAAAAACACUGUUGAAUUUCAAUAUAAAAUGCCACUCCUGUUGUGCUAUUUACAAACAAACACGUGACUGGCUCAACUGUUCUGGAAAACUACAGUAAGCUUCAUAUUGUAAACAAAUCUAACUGGUUUAAUGAAGAACCCGAUCUGCUUUAUCUCCUAAUAUAUUGCACAAGUUGACUGCAGGUAUUUACUUAAAAAGUAGCUACAAAUAUUAAAAAGUUAUUGAAAAACUUCAAAUAUAUAUUCAAUGGUAUUGACAGUUUGAAAAACUAUCCAAAUACACUGGUAUACCGAACCUACGUCGCAUCAUUCUCAGGAAACCCUAGACGCGUGAAAAGCCCAGGAGGGCUGCCAUUUCUGAGAUACUGGAUCCGGCGUGCCUUGCACCGACUAUCAUACCACGCUCAAAGUUGCUUAGGUCACUUGUUUUGCCCAUUCUAACGUUCAAUCAAACAGUAACUGAAUGCCUGUCUGCCUGCUGUAUAUAGCAAGACACGGCCACUUGACUCACUCUGUAGGAGUGAUCAUUUUUUGUGAACUGGGGGUGUACCUAAUAAACUGGCCGGUGGGUGUAUGUCUUCUUUCAAAAUAUUUAAUUUGACUCAGAGUAUCAAUGAGACUGUUGUGCUAUCUGCAGACAUUUAGAACUCUGUGAUGUUGAUGCUGUUCCUUAGAGCCUUCUGGACUCUCGCUCCCUGAAGUUCAUCGUCGGUCGGACCAUCCACGACCGCUCCACCAAGUCUCUGCAUCACCUCAACAAGAAGAAGAAGACCCCCAGCAUCAGCGCUCAGUUCCAGGUCAGCUGAUCUCAUCAGCAAAUACCACAGACACUAACAUACACCUGCAAAUACACAGCCACCCUUCACACACUGCAAACUUCAUACAAUGCAGAUGCAGAACAUGGUGAAAUGUUUAUUUGUUGAGGUAAGUUUUAAUUGACAUGAAAUCUCUUUUACAUUGACAGACCUCUCUGACAAAGCUGCUAGAGAAUCUGGGCAGAGCAGAGCCCUUCUUCAUCCGCUGUAUUCGCUCCAACUCUGAGAAGGUAAAGUUACUUUACUAAAAACAUGUUUUACAAGAGUUGGAGUUUGAAUUUUUUUCAAGUUUCACUCCACAAUGAUACAAUAGUUGACAAUCCAAAAUCAGCUGUCAUAGUAAAACAUGGUACAGUUUCAUUAGGUGUCAUCUAUAACACAUGAUCAUCUACAGUGGGUAGUAUUUGAUACACUGACGAUUUUGCAGGUUUUCCUACUUACAAAGCAUGUAGAGGUCUGUAAUUUUUAUCAUAGGUACACUUCAACUGUGAGAGACGGAAUCCAGAAAAUCACAUUGUAUUAUUUUUAAGUAAUUAAUUUGCAUUUUAUUGCAUGACAUAAGUAUUUGAUACAUCAGAAAAGCAGAAGUUAAUAUUUGGUACAGAAACCUUUGUUUGCAAUUACAGAGAUCAUACGUUUCCUGUAGGUCUUGACCAGGUUUGCACACACUGCAGCAGGGAUUUUGGCCCACUCCUCCAUACAGACCUUCUCCAGAUCCUUCAGGUUUCGGGGCUGUCGCUGGGCAAUACAGACUUUCAGCUCCCUCCAAAGAUGUUCUAUUGGAUUCAGGUCUGGAGACUGGCUAGGCCACUCCAGGACCUUGAGAUGCUUCUUACGGAGCCACUCCUUAGUUGCCCUGGCUGUGUGUUUCGGGUCGUUGUCAUGCUGGAAGACCAAGCCACGACCCAUCUUCAAUGCUCUUACUGAGGGAAGGAGGUUGUUGGCCAAGAUCUCGCGAUACAUGGCCCCAUCCAUCCUCCCCUCAAUACGGUACAGUCGUCCUGUCCCCUUUGCAGAAAAGCAUCCCCAAAGAAUGAUGUUUCCACCUCCAUGCUUCACGGUUGGGAUGGUGUUCUUGGGGUUGUACUCAUCCUUCUUCUUCCUCCAAACACGGCGAGUGGAGUUUAGACCAACAAGCUAUAUUUUUGUCUAAUCAGACCACAUGACCUUCUCCCAUUCCUCCUCUGGAUCAUCCAGAUGGUGUAUUGGCAAACUUCAGACGGGCCUGGACAUGCGCUGGCUUGAGCAGGGGGACCUUGCGUGCACUGCAGGAUUUUAAUCCAUGAUGGCGUAGUGUGAUACUAAUGGUAUUCUUUGAGACUGUGGUCCCAGCUCUCUUCAGGUCAUUGACCAGGUCCUGCCGUGUAGUUCUGGGCUGAUCCCUCACCUUCCUCAUGAUCAUUGAUGCCCCACGAGGUGAGAUCUUGCAUGGAGCCCCAGACCGAGGGUGAUUGACCGUCAUCUUGAACUUUUUCCAUUUUCUAAUAAUUGCGCCAACAGUUGUUGCCUUCUCACCAAGCUGCUUGCCUAUUGUCCUGUAGCCCAUCCCAGCCUUGUGCAGGUCUACAAUUGUAUCCCUGAUGUCCUUACACAGCUCUCUAGUCUUGGCCAUUGUGGAGAGGUUGGAGUCUGUUUGAUUGAGUGUGUGGACAGGUGUCUUUUAUACAGGUAACGAGUUCAAACAGGUGCAGUUAAUACAGGUAAUGAGUGGAGAACAGGAGGGCUUCUUAAAGAAAAACUAACAGGUCUGUGAGAGCCGGAAUUCUUACUGGUUGGUAGGUGAUCAAAUACUUAUGUCAUGCAAUAAAAUGCAAAUGUAUUACUUAAAAAUCAUACAAUGGGAUUUUCUGGAUUUUUGUUUUAGAUUCCGUCUCUCACAGUUGAAGUGUACCUAUGAUAAAUAUUACAGACCUCUACGUGCUUUGUAAGUAAGAAAACCUGCAAAAUCGGCAGUGUAUCAAAUACUUGUUCUCCCCACUGUAUACAUUAUUGGUAUCAGUUAUUAUAUAUUACAUCAUCCAUACAUGUGUAUUCAUAAACAAAAACAAAGAACAGUAGCUAAAAGGACAUUUAGGCUACUACGUAUAACCAAGAUGAUGAUGAUAAAUGUUUGAGUUUGUUCCUCUAACGACGUGCUGUGUAUCUGGGGGCGGCUGGUAGCUUAGUGGUUAAGAGCGUUGUGCCAGUAACCGAAAGGUCGCUGGUUCUAAUCCCCGAGCCGACUAGGUGAAAAAUCUGUCUGUGCCCUUGAGCAAGGCACUUAACCCUAAUUGCUCCUGUAAGUUCCUCUGGAUAAGAGCGUCUGCUAAAUGACUAAAAUGUAAAUGUAUCUGUGUGAGUGCAGAAAGAGAUGUGCCUGAACGAGACCCUGGUGCUGCAGCAGCUGCGCUACACAGGCAUGCUGGAGACGGUUCGCAUCCGAAGGUCUGGCUAUGGAGCUAAGUACAUCUUCCAGGUACACUGCACCUCUUCACUGACUCAGAUAGCCAGUAGACACCAGGAAGGAAGCAAUAUCUGUUGUUGAUUAUUUACCAAUAGCUAACUCCGUAACUUGUACAUGUAUACUGAACAAAAGUAUAAAAGCAACAUGUAAAGUGUUGGUCCCAUGUUUCAUGAGCUGAAAUAAAAGAUCCCAGAAAUUUUCCAUACGCACAAAAAGCUGAUUUCUGUCAAAUUUUGGUCACAAAUUUGUUUACAUCCGUGUUAGUGAGCAUUUCUCCUUUUCAAAGAUAAUCCAUCCACCUGACAGGUGUGGCAUAUCAAGAAGCUGAUUAAACAGCAUGAUCAUUACACAGGUACACCUUGUGCUGGGGACAAUAAAAGGCUACUCUAAAAUGUGCAGUUUUGUAACACUACACAAUGCCACAGAUGUCCCAAGUUUUGAGGGAGCGUGCAAUUGACAUGCUGUCUGCAGGAAUGUCAACCAGAGCUGUUGCUAUAUAAUUUUAUGUUAAUUUCUCUACCAUAAGCCGCCUCCAACGUCAUUUUAGAGAAUUUGGCAGUACGUCCAACCGGCCUCACAAUCACAGACCACGUGUAACCACGCCAGCCCAGGACCUCCACAUCCGGCUGCUUCACUUGCAAGAUCGUCUGAGACCAGCCACCCGGACAGCUGAUGAAACUGUGGGUUUGCACAACCGAAUAAUUUUUGCACAAACUGUCAGAAACCAUCUCAGGGAAGCUCAUCGGCGUGCUCAUCUUCCUCACCAGGGUCUUGACCUGACUGCAGUUCGACGUCAUAAGAGACUUCAGUGGGCAAAUUCUUACCUUCAAUGGCCACUGGCAUUCUGGAAAAGUGUGCUGUUCACGGCCGAAUCCCGGUUUCAACUGUACCGGGCAGAUGGCAGACAGCGUGUAUGGUGUUGUGUGGGCGAGUGGUUUGCUGAUGUCAACGUUGUGAGCAGAGUGCCCCAUGGUGGCGGUGGGUUAUGGUAUGGGCAGGCAUAAGCUACGGACAACAAACACAAUGGCAUUUUAUCGAUGGCAAUUUGAAUGCACAGAUAUACCUUGACAAGAUCCAGAGGCCCAUUGUCGUACCAUUCAUCCGCCGCCAUCACCUCAUGUUUCAGUAUGAUAAUACAUUGCCCCAUGUCGCAAGAAUCUGUACACAAUUCCUGGAAACCGAAAAUGUCCCAGUUCUUCCAUGGCCUGCAUACUCACCAGACAUGUCACCCCUUGAGCAUGUUUGGUAUUAUCUGGAUUGACGUGUAUGACAGCGUGUUCCAGUUCCCACCAAUAUCCAGCAACAUCGCACAGCCAUUGAAGAGUUGGACAACAUUCCACAGGCCACAAUCAACAGCCUGAUUAACUCUUUGCGAAGAUGUGUCGUGCUGCAUGAGGCAAAUGGUCACACCAGAGACUGACUGGUUUUCUGAUCCACGCCCAUACCUUUUUUUUAAGGUAUCUGUGACCAACAGAUGCAGAUAUGUAUUCCCAGUCAUGUGUAAUCCAUAAAUUAGGGCCUAAUGAAUUUAUUUCAAUUGACUGAUUUCCUUAAAUGAACUGUAACUCAGUAAAAUCUUUUAAAUUGUUGCCUGUUGCGUUUAUAUUUUUGUUCAGUAUAAGAAGGAAAAUGUUUAUUGUGUCAAUGCAGACACAAAUUACUUAUGCGAAAUUCAUGACAGACACAUAAUUGUCCACUACACGAUUUUGUAUACAGUGCAUUUCAAUCACAGAUAAAGGCAGUAGGUUACUUUAUACAGAAAUGAUAGGAGGGAGGUUGGUCGGGGAGGAUGGGUGGGUUUAUAAUCUGAAGGUCUAGCAAUUUCAAAUAAGUAGUUUGUGUCUAUUUCACAAAAACCUGUGAUUGUGUUGGUCAACCAACUAAAUACGUUUUAUAAAUGUGUCCCUAUAGGAAUUCAUUGAGCAAUUCCGAGUGUUGCUGCCCAAAAAUGCCACACCCUCCAAGCCAGAGGACAUCUCAGCCUUGUUCCAGAGGAUGAAUCUAGACCACACCACCUACCAGAUAGGCAAAACCAAGGUUAGACAAGCGCUCCUUCGCUCUUUUCACUCAGAAACCUCACUUUCCUAUGAUAUGUUAAAGAUAUAGGAAAUAGUGGUGAUACUUUCUAAACUAUUAACAUAAGUAAAAUGGACAGGUAGCCUAUUUUCCCCAGAGAGAUAUAAUAAGAUGUACAGUUUUCUCUUAUGUAUCUCUUGAAUUAAAUUGCGAUCCUCAGGUUUACCUGAAGGAACUAGAGCGUCAGCAGCUGCAGGACAUGCUGCACAAGGACGUGAUGCGUAAGAUCAUCUUCCUGCAGCGCUGGUUCAGGGCCCACCUGGAGAGGAGGUACUUCUUGGAGAUGAGACAGGCGGCCAUCUUGAUCCAGGUAAGCUGUGUGAUAACCCAUCCUGUAGGUGUAACGCCAUAAAACUGUCUGUACAGAAAAGGCACGGAUGUCAGUUCAAAGUUAUUACUUUUCCCUAUAUGGACUGCCUAGAAAACUAUAAUUUUCUGUGUCUAUUUCUUACAAAGAAAUGCAUAUAAAUUGUCCAAUAGCCUUCCUAUAUGAGACAAUCAUAUUUCUGCAGACAGGCUAAUAAUGUGUUCUUGCCCCUGUUCGUCCCUCCUAGCGUGCAUGGCAUAGGCACCACAAGGAGAGACGGUGUCAGGCAGCCACACUGAUUCAGGCCGUUUGGAGGGGCUCUAGACAGAGAUCAGAGUACCUCCGCAGGCGGACCAACAUCAAGAAAAUACAGGCUCUGGCCAGAGGACACUCAGCACGGAGGAGGUACAGCACCAGGCUACACCACUGAAAUACUUCUUGUAGUAUUUAUAUAGUUUGAAAUGCUUCGAGUUACUGGUAAACAUUGACUAAGUGAUUAUUAACACCAUCUCAUGAAUUCUGGUACUAGUGUUGUCAGAAUCCCCACAGUCAUUUGUUACAAAUACUUAGAAAAUGCUAUGAGAUGCCUAACAUUGUGAUAUGGAUAUUGAACCACCUCUGAAUUAUGUUGGACUUUACAGGUGCCAUUCAAUACGGGAGGACAAGAGGAAAAAGGAGGAUGAAGAAGAGGAGGCCAGGAGGAGGGCAGAGGAAGAGGCAGCCAGGCUAGUGAGAGAGGCAGAAGAGGAGGCAGCCCGACUGGAAAUGGAGGCAGAGGAAGUGGCAUAUAGGAGAAAGAAAGAGGCAGAGCGGGAGGCAGCGGAGAGGAGGGCGAGGGAGAAUGAGGAGGCACGGCUGAGGCAGGCAGAAAGGGUCAAUGAGGAACCUGAGACACAGGAGGAACCAGAGGCACAGGUGGCAGCUGAAAGGACUCUAGAUGAGAGCCGACAUUGGGACAAAGUGCCUGUCCAGGACAAGGAGGAGCAGAGGGAGGAAGUGGAAGAUGGCGAGGCUGCAGCUAGUUCACCUCCCGAGAAGGUGGGAAAGCGGGAUGCCUCUGCAGUCUCCCAGCCUAAUAAGGGCAACAGUACACAGGCUGAGGCUGGGCCCCAGCCAGAGGAUGAGAGCCAGGCUGUGGAGGAACUGGAGGAAGCCCACUCCGAGGAGCCCGAGGAGGAGGGGACCACAGAGGCAGCUGCCCCCCAGUCACCAGAGAGAUACAAGGGGGCUCAGGCGGCUGCGGAGGCUUCCCCCUCCACAGACCCCCAGUCGGGGCAGAAGAAACUACGACCUCCCCCCCUCCACAAGGCCCCAGCCUCCAGGAGCCAGGAGAAGAGAGAGCUGCGGCGCCAGCGGGGCCUGGAGCACAGCCAGAGAGAGAGUGAGCGGGUCGCCUCGGCAGCCACCAAGGAGGAGCCCGCCCCUAAGGUCAUGGAUCAGGAGGCAGCCAACCGAGCCGAGGGAAAGCCAAAAGGCCGGCCUGAGCGGACGGACAGCAAGGAGAUGGACCAGUACACCUUUGUAGCCUGGAAGAAAGAAGACAAGGGGAAGAAGGAAGCCAAAGCCGCCACCCCUGCACCUAUACGCCCCAGCACCUUACACCUGAACCCCCCUGAGCCAAUGGCUAACAGGAACGGCCAUGAGGUCCUGGGUCCAGGCAACCUGACUCGCUACAGCCAACAGGACGCCAUGAAGGAGAAGGCAGAGAAAUGGAAGGAGAGGAAGAUUGAUGUACGACAACCAGAGAGUACCAGUCCUCCUGAGGCCCACAGCAAGGACAGGAUAAAAAAACAUUCACAGUACGACGUUUCAUAUCCUUCUGAUAUCUACACUAAUAUGAAUUAGUUAUACUUGCUUCAGGAUGUUAUUGUAUUUGCAACAUGAGGAAGGACUGAUGAUUCUCCCAGUUAUGAUCAUGAAUUUCCCUCAUAUCUCUAUCCCACUUUAUUUCCAGGAGUGGUGGAAACUCUUCAUCUCUUGAUGCUAUGUCCCCUGGAUUGGCUGGUGCUACUUCAAACAGAGAGGUAACAUGCUCAUUGCUCUAGUAUUAUACCCACCGUGUUGUGUGCCUUGCCUUUCUUAUUAACUGUUAUUUUCAUCAAAUAUGAGAGCAGCACAUCAGAUCUGAACAGGCUGAAGCUAGCCAAUCACAUCCUUCCUGCAUGGCAUCUGAAUGGAAGCUCAAAGUGUCGUUGUGCUUUUCUGGCUAGGUCAGAGCACGUUACCGUAAACGUUCCAAACACAAUCGUCGGCUAGCUCGUAGACGCUCGCCUUUUAAGAAAAGUGCAGAAAUGGAGGAUGUGGCGUAUUGGACCUGCUUCCCUUUGUCCCCUGUGAGCCCAAGCAGGCCCUUGCACUCAAAGUCCAUGGAUAAGGUAUAAUCACAAAGCCAGAGCACAGCUUGCCACCUCAGAGUAACUGAGCCCUGCCAGCCAAAGCAAACCUGGUGCGUCCUCGCACACCUUUGGCUCUUUAUCUUUGGACUCUAUUUUCUGACCUUUUCUGCCAUAGUGUUUAACCCCAUCAUCAUACACUUCCUUAGAUGUAACACAGAACAUAAUAAAGAGGCUUAGGAGUGUAUACACUCCAGGGUUGAUCAACUCCACAAUGAAACCCUUUCUGGUCGACCGUCAUGAUUUAGCUGUUUCGUCACAGGUUGGGCUAGCCAUGUGGUUCAUAAUGGGCUAUUUCACCCAGCAGUUAAUCUUAUUUGAUCAAAUGUCAUGUCCAUGGCAGCAAAAACAAUGAGUUGUAUCAUGGCUACCAUUUUGCCAGACUCUUACUGUAACUGUGUGCCAGUAUAUUUGCAUCUACAUUCAGCAGUGUUAUUGGACAAUAACAAACACAACUCUCUCAUUUUCCAAUUGAAUGAUUCAUUUGUUAUUUAAAUAACAAGUGGUCCCAGAUUAUUUGGGGACUUGACUCAAUAAUGAUUUGGCUUUCCCAAAAUCCACCACAAAAAAAGGUAAAUGUGCUGAUGGGAAUAAACAUGGGUGUAUUUUUCAGGUGAUAAAAUGAUAACGUCAUCCAUAAUUUGUGUAUCGAUUAUGAGUAGUGGUGAACUUUUAAGGUAGUUGUCCCCAAGAUUGGUUGUUUGUGGAAGUUGGCUACUCAUGGAAAUCUUUGGAAGUUGUGUAGGUGGGGUUUUCAUGGAAGUUUAUUGGUUGCUGUUGUGUUGGGGCCAUUCUUGAUUGCUGGAAAUGUAAUCUCUCUUUCCUAUCACAACUGGAACAAGGCCUGGGCUUUUGAACACCUGCUCAAUGGGUAGGGAAUUAUACAGUAUAGUUUGGUUCCUCACAUUGUUCUUAUUUCUUUUCUCCUUGUAUCGCCAGUCUCCUACAGAGGAUGGGUCAAAGGGCAGCAUGAAGAGGAGGACCCAUGACACCUCAGGCCACCAGGACACUGUCCACACUCACCCCUCCACCCCAGAGAGGUACGGUGCUUCAGGGAAACUAAUGGGAGAUAUUGCACAGCAGGGUGGGGGACUGAAUAGUCCUGGCUGAUUCCUUUUGGGUUGUGAAAAGAGACUGGGUUGAACCUAGAAAUAUUGGCUUUGUUUAUUUGAUGAGUCAUAAGAGCAUUCCAAAAGCUUUUGGCAGGUUACAGCAUAAAAUGGUUUGGGAACAAGUGGUGUAGAUUAGAACCUUACUUGGCCAAUAUUAUGGUUUGAUGCCUUGGGUUUUGGAUGUCAAAUCACAUACUAUGAUGUCCUAAGGGUCUUCCAGAUAACCCCAGUGCUUGAGUGUGAUGGUAAUGUAAUAGAGACUAAUAUAGGAACAGUGGAGGGAAACCCUUCACCAGACGAUUUCAUCCACCCAGGAGGUCUGAGUCAGAUGACCCAUGGGAAUAUACUCUUCCUUGUGUAAUCAAACUUUCCAGCUCCUUGAUGUGGCUUGCUGCACAAACUAGAGUUUCCCAUAUAUAGCUAUAGAGGCAGUUUGUUAUUGGAUGGGAUGGAUUCCGGAAAUUCCUUAACUUCAUUUACUCUUUCAUUAAUUAACUUUUUUGAAUGUGCUGUGCCAUGACAAAGUUUCUAUCAGAUUGGAAGAUUGAAGAUUGCGCUUUAUUUUGAUUUUGCUUUGGAUUGUUACCAUGGUUCUCAGUGAGCAGAGUUGGUCUGUAAACCCUGAAAAUAUGUGGUGCUGGACUGUACCAAUGAGAAAAUGUAGUACUGUAGUCUUACAUACAAAACCCCUCACAGGUCUGCCCCUUGAUAUUCCCACUUCAUAAAGAUUCAGCAUUCACAUCUCACACAUCUGUUCACUAAAACAAAGCAUGUUUUAUCCAAUUCUCAUGCAUGGUGGCAGAUGUGAUCUAUUUCUGUGUCAAGUCUGAACAACAGGUACUCUUGUAAUUGUCAUUCAUAUUAUUAGGAUUAGAUACAUUACUCACCUGUGCCUAUUUACUGUAGCUUAGUCUCGCACCAAGAAUGGCAUGACAGUCAAACCCAUUAAAAACCAUGAUACACAUUAAUUACCCAUAAAUGUUCGACUUACAGUGCAUUUGCAUUGACUGAGUGUGGUAACAGUGUGGUGUUGACAGAGUUUGUUUGAUUGUGCAGUAGAUCCUCAGGGUUCCUGAGGAAGAUCCUGAAGAAACGUCCCCAUAAGGAGCCUCAGACCCCUGACGAUGGAGAUCUGACCACGGCCCAGGCCCUGAUCGAACGAGGAGAAGGUAAGUGGCACCUGGACGCAGCCUUGAGGAACACCAAAUAUGUGACCUGACCAGGAAAGACUCUGGGUCCUAGUUAUACAAUAGGUUCUACAAUAAGGACCACAUUAUUUGUGCUGAUCCAGUCUGGCCUGGAAUUGGCAGUGGUCUUAAUCAUGUGAAGGUGCUGGAAGAGUGCAGUGAUGUAGGGGUGAUACAGGGUCAGUCACUUCCUGAACAUGAGACCCAGAGAGAAAAUCCAGGUGUUUGCUUUCAGGGUAAAUAAUGAGGCAUGUAGGAUUAAGCUCUAUCAAAACAAGAUAGUUUGGACCUUUCAUGAAUCUGGCUCUAGCCUCUUGCAAUGGCAGUGCAUGAGAGUUUGGACCUUUCAUGAAUCCGGCUCUAGCCUCUUGCUAUGGCAGUGCAUAAGAGUUUGGCGUUUGAGAGGGGUAAAAAGGGGAUGACAUAUCAACACUUAAUUUGGAAUGAAGUUAACAGCUUUAAUUUCCUGGACAAAAAUAUAUAUACUGAACAAAAAAUAUAAACGCAACAUGUAAAGAAUUGGUCCCAUGUUUCAUGAGCUGAAAUAAAAGAUCCCAGAAAUGUUCCAUAUUCACAAAAAUAUAAUUUGUUUACAUUGUUGUUAGUGAGCAUUUCUCCUUUGCCAAGAUAAUCCAUCCACCUGACAGGUGUGGCAUAUCAAGAAGCUGAUUAUACAGCAUGAUCAUUUCACAGGUGCACCUUGUGCUGGGGAACAAUAAAAGGCCACUCUAAAAUGUGCAGUUUUGUCACACAACACAAUGCCACAGAUGUCUCAAGUUUUGAGGGAGCGUGCAAUUGACAUGCUUACUGUAGGAAUGUCCACCAGAGCUGUUGCCAGAGAACUGAAUGUUCCUUUACCUACCAUAAGCCGCCUCCAACGUCGUUUUAGAGAAUUUGGCAGUACUUCCAACCGGCCUCACAACCGCAGACCACGUAUAACCACGCCAGCCCAGGACCUACACGGCUUCUUCACCUGCGGGAUCGUCUGAGACCAGCCACCCGGAAAGCUGUUGAAACUGAGGAGUCUGUCUGUAAUAAAGCCCUUUUGUGGGGAAAAACUCAUUCUGAUUGGCUGGGCCUGGCUCCCCAGUGGGUGGGCCUAUGCCCUCCCAGGCCAACCCAUGGCUGCACCCCUGCCCAGUCAUGUGAAAUCCAUAGAUUAGGGCCUAAUUUAUUUAUUUCAAUUGACUGAUUUCCUUAUAUGUACUGUAACUCAGUGAAAUCGUUGAAAUUGUUACAUGUUGCAUUUAUAUUUUUGUUCAGUAUACCGGUAUAUAAAAUGUGCCCAGGUCCCAACAAAAUCUACAUUUUAGAGCUUUGUUGGCUAUCAGAUUCUACAGCAAAGUUUAGGAUAUCUUUAUUCCAAACCCUGUUUUUUUUCGCAUAAUGUAUAAUGAUAUUUAUACAUAUUGACAACACUGCGCUCGCUCUCGCUCUCUCGCUCUCUUCCACACAACCCCGCCUCUCUCACACAUCCCGCUCACACCCAGACCCGGCUAGUGGAGGUCGGGUGGUGAGCCAGAACCCCACCAUCAAGAUCAGCCAGGCCACACGGGUCUCAGAGCAGUGGAACGCCUCACUGGACCGGGAGAUUACCAACGCCAAUGAACUCCGACACCUGGAUGAGUUCCUGGGGAAUCAGGUCGGACCGCUUUUCUGCUUCUUUAUACAGCUAGGGCUAACUGUUACGAGGGUUGUUCUCAGUCACACACCUUGUGUAGUUUCCAGGUGCAUAGAGGUAAAAUACACUUAUUGUAAUAUUUUCAAUUGACCACAAUGUGUUUAAUCUCUCUGUCUGUAGGUGAAUGACUUCCGCUCCAGGGGGAAGCAGUUGUCGGCAACCGAGGACAUCUUCAUCUCAGCCACCGUGCAGUUCAGAGAGACCAUCAAGGGCAUGUACUCUCUCCCAGUGAGUGGACACACACACACACUAUGGAUUAUGAAUGGGUGAUGUUUUAUACAUUUCUGACUCCCUCUCUCUCUCCUGUGGUGGACAGAAACCCCACAUUGGCUACAACGGUCUGAUGCGUGGCUACCAGAACAGGGUGAUCAUCCUGGCCGGAGACAAGAAGAAGGGUGAGGUGCAGCUGGUGGUCAACCUCUUCCAGUCUGUCCUGGAUGGCUUCAUACGGGGGGAGAUCAAGAAGGAGGAGGCAGAACCAGCCAAGGUGAACCUGCGUAUUUUGUCAUAGGGCUAUUAUCAGGGGGUUUUCUGGAUCAAAAAAGAGGCUUGGCUUAGGUGGUGGGUGUGGCAGGUGGCGAGGCAAUGGGCGCAGUCGGCCCGUCAGCGAGGCUGAAUUUUCAAGAACAUUUUAAAGGCCCCCAUCUUGGUGGUGGUAGACAUUUUUGAAUUUUUAAGCCAAUUUCCUGCAAUUCUACAUAUUUUUCCAUAGACCUGAAAUAAAUUUUUGCAGUUUAAUGCUCAUUUCCUGCAGUUCUACAAAUUUUUCCAUGGAGAUAAAAUGUUGCCAUUUUAAAGCUAAUUUCCUGCAUUUCUAUGCAUUUUGCUAUGGCUAGUGCUGUGUUAUUUUGCUCAAACAGGAAAAACAAAAUCAAUACUGCUAAAUUCAUUGUGUUGAGAAUUUUCUAUUCUCCCGACUGUCUAGCUUUGGUGAUUGUUAGUUAGUUCUCAAAGAUUAUAUUAUUGAAAAAUAUAAAGGGUCAGUUAUCAUUUCUACAUACGUUGUAGCUUGUUUUUAGUAAUUUAAGUUUACAUUGAAAGCGUUUUUACAUCCCGAAAAUGAAUUUCUAACAAAUUAAAGAUUUUACACCGCUUGGACUUAGGCCCGCCCAAGGAUUUCAGUUGCAGAAAAAUCCCUAUAUUAUUGCAGUAGGCAAAUCCAAGCACCCUGGUGAAGGCUUUAUGCUAUAACAGUUGGCAUAAACAGCACUUUGGGUUUUAGUCAUCAAAACCAUUUACAAGGCUUUUGUAGAACCAGUGCCUCGCUAUGCUCGACUGCUGUAUGAUAAACACAGUAUUGAUUGAUAUAUGGAUUAAAUGAAUUAGCUAUUGAUGUGUUUAUGUCUGUAUUUCAGCCUGAUAAAGCUCGGAAGAAGAGGCGGAAAAAAGACAAGGGUGUAAGUACAAAGGAUCAGCCAUAAAAUCUGUCCAAUCCUUUCUCAUUAUGGCAAGAAACAGGUAACUGCCAAAAUAAAGGAAACACCAACAUAUAAUAAUAAUCAUAAUAGGGCGUUGGGCCACCACGAGCCAGAACACCUUCAAUGCACCUUGGCAUAGGUUGUACAAGUGUCUGGAACUCUAUUGGAGGGAUGCGACACCAUUCUUCCACAAUAAAUUAGGUGUUUUGUUGAUGGGAAAACGCUGUCUCAGGUACGGUUCCAGAAUCUCCCGUAAGUGUUCAAUUGGGUUGAGAUCUGGUGACUGAGACGGCCAUGGCAUAUGGUUUACAUCGUUUUCAUGCUCAUCAAAGCAUUCAGUGACCAUUCGUGCCCUGUGGAUGGGGGCAUUGUCAUCCUAUGGGGGCAUAGCCAUGGUAGCCAAAAUAAUGGCCUGCCCAGCAUUUUUAUACAUGACCCUAAGCAUGAUGGGUUGUUAAUUGCUUAAUUAACUCAGGAACCACACCAGUGUGGAAGCACCUGCUCAUUUACUUAAGUGUUUCCAUUAUUUUGCCAGGUACCUGUAUUCAAUGAAAUUACUCUAUAAAUAUCUAUAUCAAUGUGUCCAAUUGUUAUGGUUUAGAUGGAGAACCCUUUGGACCAUGUGUUCAGCACAUACCAGGUUAACAUCAUGCAGUCCUGUGACCAGUGCAGCUCCUAUAUCUGGGGCAUGGAGAAAGCCUGCAUGUGCAGCUGUGAGUACCACAAACACAAAUAUUCUGACAACAUUCACAUUCUAGUAACAAGGAUGACACUCUCGAAAUGAUUGAUGUGAAUGUUGAGAAUAGUUUUUACAUUCUUCUGAGCACCACCAUGAACACAAAUGCUAAGUAAUGUUUUUAUUCCUCCAGAUUGCAAGAUGGUGUGCCACAAGAAGUGCCUCUGCAAAAUUGUCACAGACUGCUCCACGUUUUGUGUCAAAAAGGUCAACUUUAACCUCAUUCUUGGACCAUGAUUUAGGUUGGCUAAUGUCAAGUCAGGAUUGGUCCCUAUGUUACUCCCUAUGUGACUAAUAUGCCACUGUCUGUGUAUGCAGAGUGAUGAGUCGGGAGGCCUGCACUUUGGGGUGCGAGUCUGUCACCUGACCAGCGAUAAGAACCCUGUUCCCAUGGUGCUGGAGAUAAUGCUGGAGCACGUGGAGAUGAACGGCCUGUACACGGAGGGGAUCUACCGCAAGUCUGGCUCCGCCAACCGCAUGAAGGAGCUCCACCAGCGAAUGGAGACUGGUAAGGACCUGCCAUACCAUAAACAGUGUAGCAGUGCUUUCAGAGAGCUGCAAAGAUAUUGAUGGGUAACACUUGAAGGGUUAUAUGUAAGACAUACUUAACAUGUAACACCUACACAAGCACUAGAGUACUUGUAUUUUUCACAUUUCAUAGUGCCUAGAGAUCUUACAUUUUACAUUAUAUCUCUUCAUGUUCCCAUUCUAUGACUUGUGUAAUGGUUGUUGUUGUGUGGCAGACCCCCACUCAGUGUGCCUAGAGGACUACCCCAUCCACACAGUGACUGGGCUGGCCAAACAGUGGCUGAGGGAGCUGCCUGACCCCCUCAUGACCUUCACUCAUUACAAUGACUUCCUUCGGGCCGUAGGUGAGUCCUGUUAUAGCGCUAGGUUUAGACAAAACUCUGCCCCACUAUAGACCAUGGCUCUUCUCCAGUAUUAAGAGAGAUGGGUACUCUUCUUUUCAUUUUGUAAUAUAAUUUACGUCCACAAGGGGAAGCCCCUAUAUCAGCCCAUGUGGGUUAUGGUCUCCUUUGUAUAUUCUACUGAGAUAUUCUACUGAAUGUUGAAAUGUGGUGUAAUAUUGUCUAGUGCAGGGGUGUCAAAUGUCCGGCCCGCGGGCCGGAUCAGGCCCACAAACGGGUUUAAUCCGGCCCGCGAGAUGAUUUUGAAAAAUAAAAAAUAAAAAAAAUAAUACAAAAUUUGUAAAGUAUAAAAAUGCGCUGCAAUUUUUCAAUAAAAUAAACUGCUGUUCCAAUUGCGUCCACUGGAUGGCGCAAUAGCAAUUGUGUUAAGCAAGCAAACUGUUUAUACCUGGGCAGAGCAAGUAGGUCAAGCACGUGCAGCCAAUGAGCUACUUUGUUUUGCCCGCGAUAUUUAUUACGGCUUCUACUUUUAACAUUAUGUGCUUUGGCACCCUCAUUGCCCCAAUAUGUCUCUGUCAAAAAAGAGAAAAGUGGACGCAGAGUGCAGAGUGUUCCAAGAAAAAUGGUCAUCCUAUUUAUUCACGGAAUUGAAUGGGAAAGCUGUAUGUUUGGUGUGUUCAGAGCAUGUUGCAGUGCUGAAAGAAUAUAACCUUCGUCGCCACUAUGUGAGUCUUCAUGCCGACAAAUAUGACAACUUUCAAGGACAGCGGAGAUGAGAGAAGGUGAAUGAACUGUUGGCGGGUCUGAAGAAACAGCAGUCUGUGUUUACUCACAGCCGAGACAUCAGUGACGCUGCAGUGAAAGCUAGCUACCUCAUUGCUAAUGAAAUCGCAGUGGCUUCAAAACCAUUUAGUGAGGGUGAAUUUGUAAAAACAUGCAUGAUGAAGGCAGCGGAGAUUGUGUGCCCUGAAAAGCGGCAGGCUUUUGCAAAUAUCAGCCUGACAAGAAACACAGUUGCAGACAGGAUUUCCGAUCUUUCAGUGGAUUUGGACAGCCAGUUGAAGCAAAAAGUAAAGUCAUUUAUUGCGUUUUCGGUUGCAAUUGAUGAAAGCACGGACAUUACAGAUGUUGCACAACUGGCCAUUUUCAUCCGCGGAGUUGAUGACACAUUGACCGUCACCGAGGAGUUCGUGGAGUUGGUGCCGAUGACAGAUACAACGACAGCAGCUGAUAUUUUUACCGCACUCGUCGGCGCGCUGGACAGGUUCGGAGUGGACUGGUCCCGCGUUGUCAGCCUGGCUACAGAUGGUGCGCCCUCAAUGAUCGGGAAAAAAGCAGGCGUUGUGACAAAGUUCAGAGAGAAAGUGCAAUCUGCAAAUGGAGGACGUGAUUUUUUGACUUUUCACUGUAUUUUGCACCAGGAGGCUUUGUGUUGCAAGUCAUUAAAGAUGGAUAACGUCAUGAAGGUGGUCAUCCAAACUGUUAAUUUCAUCCGAUCCAGAAGCCUGAAUCACCGUCAGUUUGACAGCCUUCUCAGAGAGAAAGACCACAUCUAUGGCCUGCCAUACCACACUGAGGUAAGAUGGUUAAGCCGAGGUGCUGUGCUGAGGCGUUUCUUUGAUUUACGAGAAGAAAUUGAACAGUUCAUGGAAGAAAAGGGCAAACCAGUGUUAGAAUUUCAUUCCGCAGAAUGGAUGCAGGACCUUGCAUUUAUGGUGGAUGUUACAGAGCACCUGAAUAACUUGAACAAACAGCUGCAAGGGCGCAACAAAGUUGUCACGCAGUAUUAUGACAGCAUACGUUCUUUCAAGUUAAAGCUGUCAUUGUGGGAGACGCAACUUGCCGGUGGUGAUGCAGCUCACUUCCCCUGUCUGAAAAAUGUGUGCGCGACCCAACAUGUGGCAGACAUGAAGCGGUUCAAAGAUAACAUAACGGGACUGUUACGGGAGUUUGAGCAACGCUUUCAGAUUUAUGUUUAUGUUUUUAUGUUGAUGUGCUAUUGUUUUUAAUUGAUUUUAUUUUAUUUGUAUAUUUAACCUAUUCUUGACUCUGUGGUUCUUGCACUUGUUUGGGGAACAGGAUUUCAUUAUUUUUAUCUACAUUUCUGCCUGAGAAAUGACACCCUGAUAUAGUUCUGUGAUCUGUGAUAUACUUCUGUGAAUCACUGAGGCAUUGUGUGUUUGUGUGUUCUUUGUCCUCAGAACUUUCAAAUAACUUGAGGUGUUUUAUGAUUAAUAGUGAUGUUGUGCUUUUGGACACUGUCCUCAGGCUCCAGCUUUAUGUUUAUAUGUUUUUAUGUUGAUGUGCUAUUGUUUUUAAUUGUUUUUAUUUUAUUUGUAUAUUUAACCUAUUCUUGACUCUGUGGUUCUUGCACUUGUUUGGGGAACAGGAUUUCAUUAUUUUUAUCUACAUUUCUGCCUGAGAAAUGACACCCUGAUAUAGUUCUGUGAUCUGUGAAACAGUUCUGUUAAUCACUGAGGCAUUGUGUGUUUGUUCUUUUUCUUUAGAAUUUUCAAAUAAACUUGACGUGUUUUAUGAUUUAAUAGUAAUGUUGUGCUUGUACUAUUUUGGACACACUGUCCUCAGGCUCCAGCUUUAUGUUGUAUGUUGAUCGUAUUAAAACAAAGAAAACAAUCUGAAGUUGUUGUUUUUAAGUUAUAUAUACCAUGAUUUUUCCGGUCCGGCCCACUUGGGAAUAGAUUUUACUCCAUGUGGCCCCUGAGCUAAAAUGAGUUUGACACCCCUGGUCUAGUGUCAGCGGUCAUUGCAUUACAUUGUGGCUUUGUUGUUGAUCCAACAUUGGUAUUUUUCUCCUCUCUAGAACUUCCUGAAAAGCAAGAACAGCUACAUGCCAUCUACAAAGUGUUGGAACAGCUCCCCACCGCAUGCUUCAACACCUUGGAAAGGCUUGUCUUCCAUCUAGUCAGGUGCAAUACUCAUCAUGGCUGGGGCUCUCAAUUGGUUGAAUAAAGGAUUAACGACAAAAAGCACCAUGCUCAGUGUAUGUUGCUGGACGAAUACAAUUUGAAAGGACAUAUUUUUCCUUCAAACAUGAGUAAUGUUUAUUUAUUCUUCCAGAGUGUCUAAGGAGGAGUCUCACAACCGCAUGUCUCCCAACUCCCUGGCCAUCGUGUUUGCCCCCUGCAUCCUCCGCUGUCCAGACAGCGCCGACCCACUCAUGAGCAUGAGGGACGUGGCGAAGACCACCACGUGAGUCUCUCUCUGAUCACUGCAUAGACCGGAACUACUGUUACUUUAGAUAUCUGUAACAAAGGUUUUAAUCAAUUCUGGUUAAAUAAAUUAAAAUGAAGGGGAAACAAUACAGUAAGAUAAUGGUCCAUUUAGAAUGAAUUUUAUUGAUCUCAACCCUAGUUUUUGCUGUUAUGAAGUGAUUAUUUUGUUCAGGCAGCUAGGUAGGUCACUCACUCUAUGGAAAACAAUGCAGUGCCUUUAACCUCUACGGGAUCGUUGUCCCGUAUACGAGACGGUUGAGCUAAUGUGCGCUAAUGUGAUUAGCAUGACUCUUGUAAGUAACAGCAAACUUUCCAGGACAUAGACAUGUCUUAUAUGGCAUAAAGCUUAAAUUAUUGUUAAUCUAACUGCACUGUCCAAUUUACUAUAGCUAUUACAGUGAAAAAAUACCAUGCUAUUGUUUGAGGAGAGUGCACAACAACAAGAAACUUAUCAUGGCAACUGGUUUGAUACAUUCACCUCUGAAGGUAAAUAAUGUACUUACAUUCAGUAAUCUUGCUCUGAUUUGUCAUCCUGAGUGUCCCAGAGAUAUAAUGUAGCGUAGUUUUGUUUGAUAAAUACAUUUUUAUAUUCAAAUGUAGGAACUGGGUUCUACAGUUUGAACCCUUGCUGUCUCUGGCUCUACACCCACCCCGCCCAGCCAUCUAGAUGUGUGAAAGUUAGUGUAUAAGCUAAUGAUCCAUCAUGUAUGACAUUCCUGGGAGUGUGUACAUUUACAUUUACGUCAUUUAGCAGACGCUCUUAUCAAGAGCGACUUACAAAUUGGUGCAUUCACCUUAUGAUAGCCAGUGGGACAACCACUUUAAAAAAUAUAUUUUUAGAAUUUUCAUUUGUUUUAUUUAUAUAUAUAUAUAUAUAUAUAUAUAUAUAUAUAUAUAUAUAUAUAAUCUAUCUAUCUAUCGGCAGUGUAUCAAAUACUUGUUCUCCCCACUGUGUAUAUAUAUACAGUGGGGAGAACAAGUAUUUAAUACACUGCCGAUUUUGCAGGUUUUCCUACUUACAAAGCAUGUAGAGGUCUGUAAUUUUUAUCAUAGGUACACUUCAACUGUGAAAGACAGAAUCUAAAACAACAAAAAUCCAGAAAAUCACAUUGUAUGAUUUUUAAGUAAUUAAUUUGCUUUUUAUUGCAUGACAUAAGUAUUUGAUACAUCAGAAAUGCAGAACUUCAUAUUUGGUACAGAAACCUUUGUUUGCAAUUACAGAGAUCAUACAAAACGUAGGUCUUGACCAGAUUUACACACACUGCAGCAGGGAUUUUGGCCCACUCCUCCAUACAGACCUUCUCCAGAUCCUUCAGGUUUCGGGGCUGUCGCUGGGCAAUACGGACUUUCAGCUCCCUCCAAAGAUUUUCUAUUGGGUUCAGGUCUGGAGACUGGCUAGGCCACUCCAGGACCUUGAGAUGCUUCUUACGGAGCCACUCCUUAGUUGCCCUGGCUGUGUGUUUCAGGUCAUUGUCAUGCUGGAAGACCCAGCCACGACCCAUCUUCAAUGCUCUUACUGAGGGAAGGAGGUUGUUGGCCAAGAUCUCGCGAUACAUGGCCCCAUCCAUCCUCCCCUCAAUACGGUGCAGUCGUCCUGUCCCCUUUGCAGAAAAGCAUCCCCAAAGAAUGAUGUUUCCAUGCUUCACGGUUGGGAUGGUGUUCUUGGGGUUGUACUCAUCCUUCUUCUUCCUCCAAACACCGCGAGUGGAGUUUAGACCAAAAAGCUCUAUUUUUGUCUCAUCAGACCACAUGACCUUCUCCCAUUCCUCCUCUGGAUCAUCCAGAUGGUCAUUGGCAAACUUCAGACGGGCCUGGACAUGCGCUGGCUUGAGCAGGGGGACCUUGCGUGCGCUACAGGAUUUUAAUCCAUGACGGCAUAGUGUAUUACUAAUGGUUUUCUUUGAGACUGUGGGCCCAGCUCUCUUCAGGUCAUUGACCAGGUCCUGCCGUGUAGUUCUGGGCUGAUCCCUCACCUUCCUCAUGGUCAUUGAUGCCCCACGAGGUGAAAUCUUGCAUGGAGCCCCAGACCGAGGGUGAUUGACCGUCAUCUUGAACUUCUUCCAUUUUCUAAUAAUUGCGCCAACAGUUGUUGCCUUCUCACCAAGCUGCUUGCCUAUUGUCCUGUAGCCCAUCCCAGCCUUGUACAGGUCUACAAUUUUAUCCCUGAUGUCCUUACACAGCUCUCUGGUCUUGGCCAUUAUGGAGAGGUUGGAGUCUGUUUGAUUGAGUGUGUGGACAGGUGUCUUUUAUACAGGUAACGAGUUCAAACAGGUGCAGUUAAUACAGGUAAUGAGUGGAGAACAGGAGGGCUUCUUAAAGAAAAACUAACAGGUCUGUGAGAGCCGUAAUUCUUACUGGUUGGUAGGUGAUCAAAUACUUAUGCCAUGCAAUAAAAUGCAAAUUAAUUACUUAAAAAUCAUACAAUGUGAUUUUCUGGAUUUUUGUUUUAGAUUCCGUCUCUCACAGUUGAAGUGUACCUAUGAUAAGAUUUACAGACCUCUACAUGCUUUGUAAGUAGGAAAACCUGCAAAAUCGGCAGUGUAUCAAAUACUUGUUCUCCCCACUAUAUAUAUAUAUAAUGUUUGUUUUUUUGUGGGGGGGGGGGUAGAAGGAUUACUUUUAUACUAUCCCAGGUAUUACUUAAAGAGGUAGGGUUUCAAGUGUCUCCGGAAGGUGGUCAGUGACUCCGCUGCCUUGGCGUCGUGAGGGAGCUUGUUCCACCAGAGCAGCGAACAGUUUUGACUGGGCUGAGCGGGAACUGUGCUUCCGCAGAGGUAGGGGGACCAGCAGGCCAGAGGUGGAAGAACGCAAUGCCCUCGUUUGGGUGUAGGGACUGAUCAGAGCCUGAAGGUAAGGAGGUGCCGUUCCCCACACCGCUCCGUAGGCAAGCACCAUGGUCUUGUAGCAGACGUGAGCUUCCUGUGUAAGGUAUGGUCGUACUCUGCAAAUGUUGUAGAGCAUGAACCUACAGGAUCGGGUCACCGCUUUGACGUUAGCGGAGAACGACAGGGUGUUGUCGAGGGUCACGACAAGGUUCUUUGCACUCUGGGAGGAGGAUACAACAUAGUUGUCAACCGUGAUGGCGAGAUCAUGGAGCGGGCAGUCCUUCCCCGGGAGGAAGAGCAGCUCAGUCUUGCCGAGGUUCAGCUUGAGGUGGUGAUCCGACAUCCACACUGAUAUGUCUGCCAGACAUGCAGAGAUGCGAUUCGCCACCUGGUUAUCAGAAGAGGGAAAGGAGAAGUUUAAUUGUGUGUCGUCUGCGUAGCAAUAAUAGGAGAGACCAUGUGAGGAUAUGACAGAGCCAAGUGACUUGGUGUAUAGAGAGAAUAGGAGAGAGCCUAGAACUGAGCCCUGGGGGACACCAGUGGUGAAAGCACGUGGUGCGGAGACAGAUUCUCGCCACGCCACCUGGUAGGAGCGACCUGUCAGGUAGGACGCAAUCCAAGAGUGAGCCGCGCCGGAGAUGCCAACUCGGAGAGGGUGGAGAGGAGGAUCUGAUGGUUCACAGUAUCAAAGGCAGCAGAUAGGUCUAGAAGGAUGAGAGCAGAGGAGAGAGAGUUAGCUUUAGCAGUGCGGAGAGCCUCCGUGACACAGAGAAGAGCAGUCUCAGUUGAAUGACCAGUCUUGAAACCUGACUGGUUUGGAUCAGGAAGGUCAUUCUGAGAGAGAUAGCAGGAGAGUUGGCUAUAGACGGCACGCUCGAGUUUUGGAGAGAAAAGAAAGGGAUACUGGUCUGUAGUUUGAGGGAUCGAGUGUAGGUUUUUUGAGGAGGGGUGCAACUCUCGCUUUCUUGAAGAUGGAAGGGACAUAGCCAGCGGACAAGGAUGAGUUGAUGAGCGAGGUGAGGUAAGGGAGAAGGUCUCCGGAAAUGAUCUGGAGAAGAGAGGAGGGGAUAGGGUCAAGCGGGCAGGUUGUUGGGUGGCCGGCCGUCACAAGUCGCAAGAUUUCAUCUGGAGAGAGAGGGGAGAAAGAAGUCAAAGCAUAGGGUAGGGCAGUGUGAGCAGGAUCAGUGGUGUCAUUUGACUUAAUAAAUGAGGAUCGGAUGUCGUCAACCUUCUUUUCAAAAUGGUUGACGAAGUCAUCCACAGAGAGGGAGGAGGGAGGGGGAGGAGGAGGAGGAUUCAGCAGGGUGGAGAAGGUGGCAAAGAGCUUCCGAGGGUUAGAGGCAGAGGCUUGAAAUUUAGAGUGGUAGAAAGUGGCUUUAGCAGCAGAAACGGAGGAAGAUAAUGUAGAGAGGAGGGAGUGGAAAGAUGACAGGUCCGCAGGGAGUCUAGUUUUCCUCCAUUUCCGCUCGGCUGCCCGGAGCCCUGUUCUGUGAGCUUACAAUUAAUCGUCAAGCCACGGCGCAGGAGGGGAGGACCGAGCCGGCCGGGAGGAUAGGGGACAUAGAGAGUCAAAGGAUGCAGAAAGGGAGGAGAGGAGGGUUGAGGAGGCAGAAUCAGGAGAUUGGAGGGAGAAGGAUUUAGCAGAGGGAAGAGAUGAUAGGAUGGAAGAGGAGAGAGUAGCGGGAGAGAGAGAGUGAAGGUUGCGACGGCACAUUACCAUCUGAGUAGGGGCAGAGUGAGUAGUGUUGGAGGAGAGCGAGAGAGAAAAGGAUACGAAGUUGUGGUCGGAGACUUGGAGGGGAGUUGCAGUGAGAUUAGUAGAAGAACAGCAUCUAGUAAAGAUGAGGUCAAGCGUAUUGCCUGCCUUGUGAGUAGGGGGGGACGGUGUGAGGGUGAGGUCAAAAGAGGAAAGGAGUGGAAAGAAGGAGGCAGAGAGAAAUGAGUCAAAGGCAGACGUAGGGAGGUUAAAGUCACCCAGAACUGUGAGGGGUGAGCCAUCCUCGGGAAAGGAACUUAUCAAGGCAUCAAGCUCAUUGAUGAACUCUCCAAGGGAACCAGGAGGGCGAUAAAUGACAAGGAUGUUAAGCUUGAAUGGGCUAGUGACUGUGACAGCAUAGAAUUCAAAUGAGGAGAUAGACAGAUGGGUCAGGGGGAAAAGAGAGAAUGUCCACUUGGGAGAGAUGAGGAUUCCUGUGCCACCGCCGCGCUGACCAGAUGCUCUCGGGGUAUGCGAGAACACAUGAUCAGACGAGGAAAGAGCAGUAGGAGUAGCAGUGUUUUCUGUGGUAAUCCAUGUUUCUGUCAGCGCCAAGAAGUCGAGGGACUGGUGGGUGGCAUAGGCUGAGAUGAACUCUGCCUUGUUGGCCGCAGAACGGCAGUUCCAGAGGCUACCGGAGACCUGGAACUCCACGUGUGUCGUGCGCGCAGGUACCACCAUAUUAGAGUGGCAGCAGCCACGCCGUGUGAAGCGUUUGUAUGGCCUGUGCGGAGAGGCGAGAACAGGGAUAGACAGACACAUAGUUGACAGGCUACAGAAAAGGCUACAAUAAUGCAAAGGAGAUCGGAAUGAAAUUAACUAAGCAUCUGGGAAAGCGAGAGAGCGGGGCCUCCCUCACGUUUCACUGAAACGCUCAAAUUUAACUCUCCCAACUUCCAUUUUAGAUUAAUAGACUUUAGAUAGUGUCUGGUCUGUUAGCGAUGUUACCAAACAGACUAGUUCUGUCUCUUACCUCUAGUUAGUGUCUGGUCUAUUAGCGAUGUUACCAAACAGACUAGUUCUGUCUCUUGCCUCUAGUUAGUGUCUGGUCUAUUAGCGAUCUUACCAAACAGACUAGUUCUGUAUCUUACCUCUAGUUAGUGUCUGGGCUAUUAGCGAUGUUACCAAACAGACUAGUUAAAAAACAUAGAGAAUUUGGAGACUAUCCCCUCUCAUCCUGAAUCUAUUUAUAUUAACAGGGAUAAAUCUGGUCAAUGUUAGAGGCUGAUCCAGGUUCAGAUUUAACUUGACCCUGACCCUGUAGUGAGGUCUGAUAUCACCGCUGCAGGUUUUACACUAAUCUGACAGGAGUUGACAAUCCUUCUGUGAAUAAUGUAUUUGAUCCAUAACGAUGUAUCACAGUGUUAUUACAUACAGUACCAGUCAAAAGUUUGGACACACCUACUCAUUCAAGGGUUUGUCUUUAUUUUAACUAUUUUUUACAUUGUAGAAUAAUAGUGAAGACAUCAAAACUAUGAAAUAACAUAUAUGGAAUCAUAUAGUAACCAAAAAAGUGUUAAACAAAUCAAAAUAUAUAUUUAUAUUUGAGAUUCUUUAAAUAGCCACCCUUUGCCUUGAUGACAGCUUUACACACUCUUGGCAUUCUCUCAACCAGCUUCAUGAGGUAGUCACCUGGAAUGCAUUUCAAUUAACAGGUGUGCCUUCUUAAAAGUUAAUUUGUGGAAUGUAUUUCCUUCUUAAUGCGUUUGAGCCAAUCAGUUGUGUUUUGACAAGGUAGGGGUGGUAUACAGAAGAUAGCCCUAUUUGGUAAAAUACUAAGUCCAUAUUAUGGCAAGAACUGCUUAAAUAAGCAAAGAGAAACGACAGUCCAUCAUUACUUUAAGAAAUGAAGGUCAGUCAAUACAGAACAUUUCAAGAACUUUGAACGUUUCUUCAAGUGCAGUCGCAAAAACCAUCAAGCGCUAUGAUGAAACUGGCUCUCAUGAGGACAGUCAAACUUACAUUUUGUAUUACCAUAUCAUUUUUGUAUGUUCUCUAUAGUUAUGUACUUGAAAAUGUAUAAAUUGACCAAUUCGGGACAUUUGGGCAGACUUGAUACAAAAUAAGUCCAGUAUUGCAAUGCUUCACUGGAUCAAUCUGAAACUUUGCACACACUGCUGCCAAAACGUAUGUUUUUUUUGUCAGUAUUAUCUUUUACCAGAUCUAAUGUGUUAUAUUCUCCUACAUUAAUUUCACAUUUCCACAAACUUCAAAGUGUUUCCUUUCAAAUUGUAUCAAGGAUAUGCAAUCCUUGCUUCAGGUCCUGAGCUACAGGCAGUUAGAUUUGGGUAUGUCAUUUUAGGCGGAAAUUGAGAAAAAAAAGGGUCCGAUCCUUAAGAGGUUAACAUAAUAGAAUUGGUUACUAACAUGUAAUGUCUGUGUCCCAGGUGUGUGGAGAUGCUGAUCAACGAGCAGAUCCGAAGCUACAACGAGAAGAUGGAAGAGAUUGAACAGCUGGAAUAUGCCGAGACUUUGGCUAUCAAUCAGCUCAAACUCAAGAGGCAGAACACGGUAAGCACAAUGCUACAUGCCUUGGUCUGUCUGGACAAUAUCCAGGGUUGGGGUCAAUUCAGGAAGUAAACUGAAAUUCCAAUUUUCCUCAAUGCUUCUCUAUGAGAAACAUUUGGAAUUGGAAUUUGUUUACUUUCUGAAUUGAAAUGGAAUUGACCCCAACCCUGACAUUUACCAGGUCCAUAGACUCACUAGGCAAACCAACUAUAGUCACUGACUUGAUUUACUGGAGGGCAGUGUUCUACACCCCUGGUCCUGUAAGGCCUCAGAGUGUCAGUGUAUUGUCCAAUGUCCACCAUGGGUUACUGCUCAUUGUUUUGUGGUUCUCCCUUGUCUCUCUUCAGCUGCAUUGGCAUUUGCCCCUCAGGUUUUCUGCUCCAUACAAAGGAGUGGUGGUACGUAUCCACUUAGCUCCAGUUCUCCUGGUAGCUAGAUGCAGUUUGUCAUGUCAACCCGUCUGUGCAUGACGUGUAGUAGUCGAUGACCCCCCUCCCUUCUCCUCCUUUUCAUACUAACUGGUAGUAUACAAUAUUGCAGUGGUCACCCAACUAUGGUUUUGGAGAACUAUUGGGUGUGCAGGCUUUUGUUCCAGCCCAGCAUUAACACACCUAAGUCAACGAAUCGUGGAUCCAAGUGAAGACCAUGAUCAGUAGAUUCUGCAGAAAAGGUGUGUUCGUGCUGGGCUGGAACAAAAGCCUGCCUACCUUACCCACUCUUAGUAGCUCUCCGGAACUUCUUGUUAGACCCCUGUAAUACUGCAUAUUUGUUUCAGUCCCCAGCGUCUGUGAUGGGAAGGUUCUUCAGAGUGAUGGUGUUGGGUUGAUGUUGUGUAUGGUUUGACUAGUAUUUAGUGACAUUAACUCUUGAUCAUAACUCACUUGUGCUGUGUGGCACAUACAUGAUUCCAGACAGCACAACCUUGGGGUGAAAGGGAUGGUUUGUGGAUUCUUCCUGUUAACCGGUACCAAGCAUUGGAACUCAUGGAAUGGGGAAUGCUUGACAUGGGAAUGACUUCUUUCUUGAUGAUGACUUUUUCUCCUUGUGUAAAAUAACCUUUUAUCAUAUGACAUGACUUCUGCUUUGAUUUGCAGUCUCAAGCUGCAUUCAAUAGUUCAAUAGUGCAUAAAACCCCUGACACCCGAUACUGAUGUUUUCCUACAUGUUGUGUGGUUGAAUAACAUAGUGCCUGUUUCUCCCUACUGAUCUUGACACAACCUCCUGCCUGCCUUAAGGUACCAUGGUUCCCUGGCAUGCCACAGGCAUAAUAUGAUAUGCAACACUAUGCAUGAUUACUUAACACAGGCACCCCCCACCAUUCAUUCACCCUCUCAUCCUCUUAACCAGUGUGAUGUAGACUUGCCAUUGUUAUAGCCCAAUCGUUAAGGUGUCCUGAGUAACUGUGUGCGUGUCUGUGUGUUCUCUCCCAGGUGCAUGAGAAAGAGUGCUCUGACCUGACAGUGGUCCCUGAGAAUGAUGUGCCGCUGGACUCUGAUACGGAGGCUGAGAAAAACCUGAUGGCGCGCAUCAAGUCCAUCAAACAGGAGAAGUAAGAACCGAGGAGAGCCUCUGAGUCACGCCUAGAUUCACCACUGAAUUCAGCACAUAUUUUAAAACUGUGAUUUAUACACUGUGGUUAUAUUUAUAUCAAAUGGUUAUAUCUGAUGGUUAUAGUUUCGCUUUGCUGAGAUCCACCAGCCCUUGGUUACAUUUGUGACCCCUCUGUUUUCUGUCUCUCCCUUCCCCCUAUUUCCCAGGGAGGACCUAGUCUGCAGACUGCCAGAGCUGGAGCAGCCUGGUUCAGACCAAGAGAACCUGGAUUCUGAGGCGUCGGUGAGCUCUGAGAGCCUGCUGGACGAGCGCUGCCACAACUCAGAGCCCGAAGGUCAGUAUUAAAGGUACUGUCUCACCCCCCCCUUUUUUUACCUAUUCACGCCUGUGAGUUUCUCAUCUGCCUACCUGGCCCCGUCUGUCCCUGUUGUCUCUGAUGCAGGUCUGGACAAGCUGGUGGUGGUGCAUUUAAAGAGGGUGGCGGAGGUGCCAUCUGCUUUCUAGCAGGUUGGAGGCUCCCAGUUUCACAAGCAAUGUUUUGUGUGUGGGUUUUGUGUGUGUUUGCAUGAAUGUCUGUGUGGCAUGCAGAAACAUUGACCGAACUAACUGAUGGUGGUGGAGUAACAUGGUGGCAUGGUGUUUAUUUGUGGUGAUAUGAGCCCUUUCAGGAUGGCUGUUACUCUCUUAACUCUCUGAGUGGAUGAUACUGUUUUUUCCCCUCCUCCUAACACUUUCUCAUCCCUCUCUUCCAGGGAGAGGUUCUCUCCUACUGAAUAAGGCCAAGCUGGCCUGCCCUCCCAAGCCUUCUGACCUGGCCCAGAGACCUAAGGCCCCAGGGGAGCGUUCCUCCCUCCGCAACCUUGGCUCCACCUCCCGGCUCCAGCUGCAACAACACCGCCCCAUCAUCUCAGCCACGGUAAAGCUGCCCCCGGGCAUCCACUCGCAACCCCCCGCUGUGGCCCUCAACCCCCCUGCCAGCCGUGGCUUCAGCCUGAUCAAGAGGCGGGAGAAGCCCGCCCGACGCGAAGACGGCACCCAGUCCCUGUACAUCAGCCCAGACAAGGACCUGUUCCCCUCCUCCUCCCUCUCCAUCUCCACCCCACAAAGCCUCCAGACCACCAGCAAGGCCCUCAGACGCUUCUCAGACCCCAUCAUCCCCUAUACUGACCAGGCCUGA